Molecule: messenger RNA, 55917 nt
Organism: Porites lobata
Lineage: Eukaryota; Metazoa; Cnidaria; Anthozoa; Scleractinia; Poritidae
Source: the annotation of a GenBank genome assembly
ACGUAAACAAGCUCACCACGAGACGGGAAGAUAAGGAAAAUAUGUUCCGGUUUCGGUUCUAUAUUGACGUUUAUUUCUCUUCUGUAAUUAGUUUGCUUUAGGAUUGUCGGCACUUAUGAGUCUCGAUGAGGAGGUCUCGAGAACUGAGCUCUUUGAACUUGUAAAAUAUUUCUCUAAAUAUCCCUACAGAGCCCGAGACACUAACCCAAAGGUAGGAGGUUAAUAGAUCACAAUUGUGAUGUGUUACUGCCUAUCUUAUUUUUUACAACUGUUGUCUUCGGACAACUUUUAAUCGGUCGCCUUAUCUCUGUGUAAAUCAUUCUAGGUCGAGGGAAUACAGAAGAAAUGUUUGCAGUUGUUUGCCAAAGAUUAUAAGUUCACGGUUAGUUGAAUGUCCCAUAUAGAAAUGAAAUUAUUGAAGCAUAUAAGUUUACUUUAAGCUUAAGUUUAUAAGUUUGCUUGCGUUUCAGUUUCUUUUCUCCGGCCGGCUUUAAUGCAGGAACUUUGCGGCUAUGAAGGCUUGUUUCUCAUGGCUGUUUUAUAUAAUUAACGUGUUAAUAUUGUUGUUUUGUUUGGUUUUCUUUUAGACCGUUACCAACAAUGGCGACCUAUGCGGGCAUUACCCUCUCAAACUGGUUAUUUUGGAAUCGAAACUGACCAAUGAUUUAGAAAAUGUCGACAGGUAGAUAUAACCACCGUUCCAGUAUAUUUCAUUCUUUAAAAAUAGCCAAUCUUUUUUUACUAUGUUACUUAAACACUGUGCAUGUACACUGAUUGACUUGAAGUGUUGUAUGUAUUUCGACCUCACACUUUUAUAAUUGUUACUUUGCUUUCGUGCAAUUAAUUUAUGCCCACGUGGCGGCCUAAUAGAGUCUUUACUAUCUUUAUUUAAUUGUUAAUUAAGUGAAUAAUACUUGGAGGCUCAGUAGGUUAAGUGAGUUGCUAGUAGCCAUCCCAACCUGAAAGAGAAUCAAACACAGCAGGCCUCCACUACCGAGUAAACCUGUCUCAUCUAAAUACCAGAAAAAGGCAGGCAAAACGUUAAGAAUUCUGCUUAGGCCAGUUUGAAGAAAUUCAUUCUGUAAGAAUUGUGUGAAAUAUAUUUUAAAGAGUUCUUUGCAUGAUUUGCUUAUUUAGCAUGUACAGGAGCAUGGUAUUGAAACUGAAACAAGGAUGAUUUAAGAAUUUUCUUUUGAAUGUACAAAGGUCCACAUGUUAAGUACAAACUGGCAGUAUGUACAAUCUAUCAUUUUCCAGACCCUUUUGAAGUGUUUUUUUUUUCAAGUUUGACUAAGGAGCAAUGAGCUCAUAUUAAGUGACACUGCAGUAAAGAGCUCUAGUGAAUAAGUAAAGUUGCCAAGUUGGAAGGUGAAAUGUCUGAAGUGAGCAAAGAUAUGCAUCCUCAAGAGCCGGGGUUACUCAACAAAGUCUUAUGCAGGAGGCUCUGCCCUGAGGUCCAACCUCCAACCUUUUACAUACCAUUUUUGAGAGUAAAGGCACCCCUUUCACAUACCUUCUAUUGAAAAAUGCUACCUCUUUAACAUACAUACAGUUUGGAACACUGUAUCUCUUCUAACUGCUGUAAAUGCUCUUUGAAAUCCAUGAAGUGUGUCUGUUAGCACCUUUUGGUCCUUUCACAUACCAAAAUGACAGAUUUCCUUAGCCUUUCAUAUAACUAUACUUUAACUAAUGAAAUCCCUACCCUUUCAUAUACCUGAAGAUGUUUGUAUUGUGGGAGCACAAACUUGCCCCCACCAUAUGAACAUCUGUAAAGUUUGUUUUUCUCCUGGAUUCAUUAAUAUUAAAGAAAAUUCUUUUUGACGAACCAAAACAUGGCCAGGUAGUGCAAUUGGAAUUCAGACACUUUAUGGACAUGGCCUUAGAAAUCAAUAUACACUAGAAUUUUUAAAUGUCAAAUGUUGAAAUGAAUGUUGCUUUGUUUGAGUUUUGUUUUACUCGAAACUCUACUUUUAGUCAAGUCUCUUAGUGCAAAAUAUAGGCCGGAUCGUUACAGACGUGACAAAAGUGUCAAAUUUGGCACAGAGCUUCCUUAGUACCUGCCGAUUAAUACUGGAGGGGGUGCCCGUUACAAAUGGUCCUAUUUACAGAUAAAAGGGGGGGUUAACUUUCACCUAUAAUAGCAGAUUGGGUUCCCUGUGGUGUGUACUCUUCUUGUUUGAUUUGGCUAAAAAACAUUUGUUUCAAAGUUUUAAGUUUUUAAUUUGGUGAUGUUAGUUGUUGUUACACUAUUCAAAAUAGUUUUACAUGUACAUAACACUGACUAGUGCCCAGUCUCCACACGGUAAAUUUGGCCAUGUUCGCUGUGUUGCUAUCAGUGUCACCGCUAAGACUUGCCAGUGAUAAUAUCAUUACAUAUCAAUUUAAACAGAUCACAAAGCCAGCCUUCAAAGAUGUCAUACAAUAACAUAAAACCCAAACGUAUCAUAUCCUAAACGGCAGAAUCGUUAAAUUUUGACGUGCCACAUGAAAGACCUCAUGAACCAUAACUGACAACGCGCCCACUUUGUAAUUGUGCAGCUAAGACUAGAUUAUAAUUUGAUUCCUUGGUAACCCUGUCAUUAAAACAUGUCAACCUCGUCCUCAGGGAGAAAAGGAGGAGAAAGGGUGGCACAGUUGGCUAGUGCACAGCCUUCGGUGUGCGAGGUCCCGAGUUCGAUCCCCGAUGUCAACACAUCCUUAUUUCAGCUUCUCUGCUUUCUGUGUAGCUUUGACUAGCUUUAAAUACCCUUAAAACGGCCGAGCAUUGAUGGAGAGAGAGGGGUAAAAGGAGUGCACCGUCCACCUGGUUUAUCAGUUAUUAUUACCGUCUCGAGUUAUUGACGUAAAAUAUGGUCGCUUUACCUUUUUCUACCUUUUUAUUAAGCCCUGGGGACGAGGAUGUAAAAUAGGCUUCUCCAGGAAUUUUUAAAACUCUUUAUUUUUUACACAUUUACAUUUAAAAAGAAGUGUAUGAGGUCCCCGCAUGCCUAGACACCUGUAAGGAGCUCAUUCACUUCAGAGCCCUUGCACCAGAGUAUUAAUGGUAGGUCUAUACAGUCUUCCAAAAAAAAGGAAGGUCGUUGUGUUCGUUACAGUUUACAAACAAACUAACUUCAGAAGAGCUGAAAGUUACAGGAACCACAAGGCCUCUUUUAGCCAACCAAUGAUGCAUCAUUUAUGAAAAUGAACGUAUUAUUUCAUUAAUGCAAUUAGGGGAAUACCGCGUGGUUACGAAAUCUUACGGUCAUGAAUUCCUCAAGAGCAAAUCAGUUACCACCUUUCCCCAAAUAAUGCUGGGGAAAAUUACAGAAAAUACCAAAAAAAAGCAAGGGUAAACAAUAAUUAUGGCGUGGUCCCUUAUAAUAAUGGAGUGGUGAUGGUAAAAAAACCCAUCACUGCCAAAACUUUGACCACUCAAACAGAUUUUUGACAGAUUACAUACCGCAAAACUUUGCAUUCACUUAUGCCUAUGUUGCCACACCAGGAGCCUAGAAAUCGACUCCUGGUCACACCUUGUUUUUAUUGCUGAAUAUCAUUCUAAAGAGCUUUACGAAAUAUUUUGUUAGUAGGGGUGUUUUGAACAUGAUUGAAAUUUAGGGAUGGUGAUAAAAAACGAAGACAAAAAAAGUCACAAAAUGAGACGCAUGAAACCACCGCAAUCUUAUAUUCGUGUUACACCGAUGUAAUGGCUCCUUUGGCUGCUAUGCUGACGUUUUUUAAGAUGGAAGUAGUAUCACAGCUAGUCCCGGGUUAGGUAUACUGUUUAUUACCAGUUCCACAGUUCCUGAGACUUAAAGCCUGUUAACAUAAAGGUGGGGGACCCCAGGUAGGUGAGGUAACCUGCUUAGGUUCAUCUUUGUGCUGGUGUGAGGUAAAAAAUAACCCUCCUUUACAUGCCAUCUUACAACCCCGCCAUCCUGGGGUGCACUUCCUCAAGAUUAUUGAAUGGUCCCUAAGCAUGUAAACAAGAAAAAUGCUGGCUACGCUCACUUGCUGCUCUUGCUGGAACCUUCAGUGUUGUGGCUUUCUAUUGUUACCUUCAAUAAAUAUGUGAAGUCACCCUGCGCCAAAGUGAAUUUUGCGCGAAUUUGAUGCAUCAGGAAUCCGACCCCGAAUAGCCUGGGUUACCUCACCCUGAAACGUUGACAUGGCAAAAUUUGACCUCAGCUGAGAGGGUUACCCGGUGUGGCAGACCAGGCUACCCACCUUUAAGGGUCACCCCACCUAUCAUGUGAAUGUGAUCAAAUUGAAAUGAGAGAUUACAUGGACAGGCGGGUUACCCCACCUAAGUGGGAUACCAUGCCUACCUGGGGUCCCCCUCCUCCAUGUAAACAGGCCGUAAAAGUUAGCCCGGCCCCCUUUCUACAGUUUCAGCAGUUAAGCCAUUCACCAUUUUUCAUUUGAGUCAAUCUUGUACCACUUGAGUCUCACUUUUACGACUUGAGAAGCUGUUUUUUGGACACGAGCACUAGUGCUUCAGUGCCAAAUAUAGAGGCUUCAUGAUAAACCGUGCUGUUUUUUGAAGCUUGGGCUAACUUGUUUCCUUUUUUCGUUUAUGAGACCAGAUUCUUUUUUGUUUGUUUUUUCUUUGUAAAGCUUAAACAAACUGCGGGAAUUGUAAAUGAUAUGACUUGUGCCACGAUGCAUGCUUCUCUGUCAAAACAUGCACGUGCGUCCAGCAGAUAAAGAGAGACUGAAAGGCAUCCAGGCCUAUGUUAAGCUGAAAAAUUAAUAAGAACUACUUUGGGUUCUGUCAUUUCGUUAUUUGGUGUUCAUGAGCAGCUGCCAUAAAUCCCUGAUAAUAUGUGAUACAACAGACUCUUUGACAAUUUCCUUUUUCUGAAAUUUUGUGUGUGAAUCACUAGGCUAUAAGCUUUCUUUAGCUUAAAGUGACAUGCAAUGACAAAUAAUACUUGAUAAAUAAGGCUAGCGCUUAAGCCACACAAUAAAGCCUCCUCUAAUUGAAAUACACUAGAAAAGGAGAAGAGAACCCCAGAAGCUGAGACGAGGCCAUCUUGGAAAUGACUUAUGAAAAUGUGGGUGGACUGUGGACUUGCUUUUAAGGCACAUUAAUAAUUAACUUAAUUAUACAAUCAAUAAGCUAAUAAUGGAUGGGAAUGCCAGAUGUUCGAGGGAAAUUGUUGUUUACUACAUGAAAAGAGCAUUCUGAGUGAUUUAAGGUAUUAAAUUAAUAACAAUUUUCAAUCAAAACACCACAGGGACCCCAGCAGGUGAAAUUUACAAUAAUUAAAUCCUGUUUAGCACGCUUCAGUGGCAUAUUUGCAUUGGGCACCCCCUCUAAUAUUCAUGGCACUGCAAUAAGCUAUCACUGUGCAAAAUUUGGUGCUUUUGUCAACUCUGUAACGAUCCUGACCUUAAGAGACCUGACUAUUUGUUUUCAGUCAUUGGCAUUACUGUAAAAACGAAAAAGGCGUUUAUCAAACUGUAACUGGUAGGUUGUCUUGAGGGGAAAUGUCAGGUACUCUUCUGGUAACAGGCAUGAAUUGUCAGCUUGGCUAGUUCCAAUGAUUGUUGAUUAUUAUUAACUUCAAAUGAGAGCUAAUUUUACCAAUUCAGUUGUAAGACCUUUGUAAUCAUAAAUGGAUUUUUUCUAGUCACAAGUCUUUUUAUCAUGCAUUAACCAUACUCUUACUUUAGGCUUAAUUAUGAACUUUUCACUGUUCAUGAUCAGAAAAUAUACUUUUAAUAAAUGCAGGUAACAGUUUCAUUACCAUGAAAACACAGUUAUUUUCAUUCUUUACAAAUUAGUUAAGCAGUUUUCUUAAGGAUAUGUAGACAAACAUUUUCAGAAUGGUGUAUUGUAUCAAGUGCUGUGAAAUAUUGCAAACAAAUGCAAUUUUUUAAGUUUGACAGAACAAUAAAAUUGCAGUAAACUGCUGAGUUUUAUACUCAAUUAUCGGUUUAUAAUCACACUUAAAUUGUGAAUCAAGACAUUAUGGAAUCGGGCCUGUAGAAACGCGUCGCUAGUAAAUGCAAAUUUUUCUGUCAAUCAAAUGUGUCCCAUUAUUUGUAGGUGGAAAUUGGUGGAACAUCGUUAUUGUUUUGGAGACAAUAGAAGAAUAAAAGAUAACAGAAAGAUUAAGUUAUGCGGUCUUAAAGUGUGUUGCGUGACUUUAAUCAGUUGCAGCAUUUCUCCUAACUUUCCCACAUUAAAACGUUGCAAUGAAAAGUCUGAAGUGUAGCUUUUAAAAUCUUGAUAGCCAAAAUAAAAAGGGUGCCCCAAAAGGCAAGCAUUUGGGAAUUCAAAAUGGAUAUUUUUGUCUCCAGCGAAAUCCGGCAAAUGAACAGUAAUUUGCAUAUAAGCAUAAGUGAAGCGAAAUAGAUACAAAUUGCCGUGGUUGUAAACACAACGUUUCCGCGAAGUUUUCUUCCUUUUGAAAGCGUAAAUUCUGAUGAAAGAGCUCAGCUUGCACAAAAUAAUAUAAAAUGAAACGAAGCAAAUCGAAAAGUGGUAAAAAAAAAGUCAGGAUAUUUCAGUUCGAUGGAAAGUAAGUGAUUGGGUAGGUGAUUUGCAUACUGAUAAAAAUAACGUCUAGCGCAGUUCAAAACCAUCCGGCUUCCUGAUUUGUUUUUGUGGAAUUCUACACAUUCUGCUGGCCUAAAUUGUUAAGAUAAUUAUCUUAUGAAGUCAAAAUAUUUAUCCAGUUGAGCAUUUGCAUUUCCUUAUAAAAGAGAGAGUAGCACGAAAGCUUCAAUCUAUUGAUUUUCUUAAGUUAAAUUACCUUUGUAUCGUGGAAACAAUCCCCUAACACUUGAGUCUCGAACAAAGGACACGACAUGCGUCGGCUUCCUUUGUGAGCACACAAAUAGUCAUGGGGCCCGCGAUUUUGCGGGCGACACGGAUCUACAGGCACCGCUCCGUAAUGCCACAGCUGUACUUUAGCAGCGCCAUGUGGCACCUAACUUUUGCUCUUGGGUGAAUAGAAAAUCAUACUUUUUUUGUACAAAUCAUAUACUGGACACCCUGUAUUUCACAAGUUCAGAGCACUGGGCACCCUUCAAUUUUUCUUGCAGCAAUGCCUUGAAAACAGAAAGGACUUGCUUUACUAGGCAAGUAUCAGUUGUUACAACAAUAGUUAGCAACAUGCAUACGAGAUUAAACUGCAAAUACAUGUUCUUGUAGAAAACAUUCUGGACAGGGAUGAAGAAAUAUUUUCUAUGUCACAUUGAAGAUUUUUAAGUUGUUGUGUUUCUAGCAUUAUGCAUUAAAAGCUUUGUGUUAUUGAUUCUGCUAUUUGUUUCUCCUUCUUUUACCAGGGAAAAGUGCAAAUUAUGUUCAUAUAUUAGCACUUUAGAAUGCAACUUCAUGUAACUUUUUACCUUGUUUAUUUAUAAAAUAACUAAGAUAGUACCCACUCUCUGAUUGGCUGAGAGGAGUGUUUGUGUGAGAGUAUGUAAACAUGGUUGUGGCAUCAAGAUGUUUUGCUUUUUGCGCGCUAAUCACGCAAGUAUGAAUUUGAAAAAGUUUUGUAGUUCAAAACUCGACAAUUUUCCUCCGUUUGCCCAUUCCUUUGUCAGCUGAAACUUGGAAAAUCAUUACAAAGAAGGUGUGUCAAUUUUUUUUCACUUAAGCUGACAGAUGGCACCAAUAUCACUAAGCAAUAAAAAAAUGAACUUCUACACUUGCCUAAGAUUUCAGCUUUUCUGAAGAAAAAUGCCACGGAAAAUGCUUGCAAGAGCAUUUCUGAGCCUCUAGAUUUCAAAAUUUUCUGGGGCGGGGGCAUGGCCCCAUACCCCCCUAGCAGCUCGUGCCUUCGGCACUCGAAACUUGCCUUUUCUUGUUCUGAAGUCUGGCUACGGCUCUGGCAUUAACGGCCGGUCAAUUCAGAUGUUGCUGAGAGGAGAAAAUGACUCAAAGCAAUCAAAUGAAAUUCAGGCUAGGUCAAUAACAUGGAAUCAGUAGAAAUCAGUAUUUCGGCAGUUUGACAAUUCUGAUGGAAGUGAAGUAAUGAUGUUAAAGUAUCAAUCUUAACAUUGAAUGAUGUAUAAUUUUAUUGCAGGUGUUAGAAAAGGAGGUGAUUUAAUCACUUGAGUAAAGUAAUCUUGUAGACAACAUGCAUUCUUUCAUGUACAAAUUUUAAGAGGGGCAAAGUCCAACAUCUUCAUGUGCAAAUUGUGUGUGUGAGCUAUUUUUAUGAUCCUGUUUACAAGUUCUCGAAUUCCCUCACGUACCAACCAUGAAAGGGAGCAAAGUCCAACACUUUUAUGUGCCAGCUGUUUGACUGUAGAUCAUGUAGAUUGGUUUUUCCCAGUAAUAAUAGUAACUUGAACGUAUGAAGACCUGUUUUGUUUUGUAACUAAUGCCUUAAGGUGACUCGACUGGUUUUUUGGGGGGGAUGCCUCUCAAGUUUGAGCAUUAACUAUGUAGGCAUGAGUAAAGAUAUGGAAAAAAGGUUACCAUAGCUGUAUCAUAUAUAUGAAGAUGAAAAGUUCUUAUGAUCUGGGUUUUAUUGCAAUUGGAGUCGCCAUGGCAACAUACUACAAUUACGUACUACUUACUACUUACAUCACUCUUGCUACUUGAAUGUAACUCCAAGUAGCAAAGUUGAUGUUGGUGAUGUGGCAGUGUCACAGGGAAGCUCGACAGCUGCCGAACAGCUCAACAGCUCAAGCCAAAAGAGAAACAAAUAGAAGAUGUAGCUGGAAAAUUCAGAUAUGAUCAUUUUGGAUAUCUUUGUAUGGUCUACUGUUUUCAAAUAAUUUGUCAUUUUCAAAUGCGUAAUACAUUAAAGUUUGACAAGGUUUUUCUGGACUAACAGGUUUUAAUUAGAAAAUUCUUGUGACAUUCGCGUGACAGGGCAAAAAGUGACCAAAAUGGUGCUGUAUUGAAGUCACCGCUCGAGAUAAACUGCCUCCUUAUUACGAGGCCAUUUGCAUACAAUGAAAGUUUACACCACUCAACCAACCAACCAACCAACCAGUUAGAAAUGAAUUCUGCAGGUUUUAUGAAUGACUGUAUUUUUUAAGUUGUAAUAAACUUGAUAACUGCUGUGUUGAAAGAAUACUUUCUGGUUAUGACCAGUUUAAAAUUGUACAUGUAUUUGAAAGCAAUCACUUUGUCAUAUCCCAGCACACUGCAAUGAUGAAUUUUUUUAAUAUAAAAGAGGUGGAUUUAGUGUGGACCUACUCUCACAAACCCCCUCAAAACUGAGGAAUAAGGAGCCAAGACUCAACCACAGAGCAAAGCUCCCCUGUGCAUUUCUUCCCAUGAAGGGCUUUCUUUACUUUUUCAAAACUCACCCCUUCUUUUCUUGAGCAGCUAAAUAAAGAAUGAUUUAAUUGUGGCAUUAGCGGUUUGUUACAUGCUAAUUAAUAUUUGUUGCCUUUUAUCACUUUUACAGUCCAAAAGCAAAUGAUGCCAAGAAACUUAAAGAUCUUUUUGUGAAGGCUAGAUUUGCCCGCUGUAGGUCAAGAUUUGUAGUACCUGUCAUUCUCUUUGAAGGAAAGGUAAAAAUUCACUCUUCCUUGUUACGUGCCGUCACAUUGUUAGAAUAAGUUGAUGUGUUGCUCUUAAAACCGUUUGUACUGCUACCCUUAUUUUGAAAGAGUUGUCGCUGUCCUUCUGUUUAAUUCCAAUUUUCACUAUGUGGUUGGCUUGUAGAGAGUUCUUCAAUGUGCCCAUUAAUUUUGUUACAAAUUUGCUUUGGUGAGUCCUGAGAUGAAUCUCAUGGUGAAUCAUUAAUCCAGCAGUCUUUGUUUUUCUUUUCCACUGCUACUGAAAACAGCUUCCUCAUUUAAUAGGGCUGUAAUCUGGGGCGGGGGGGGAGUACUGCCAUAUAUGGGCUAUAUAGGUAUGUGCCACUGUGAAGGGUAUGGUUUUCAAGCAGUUUACUCUAGGAUAGGGUGUAUAAAUCAGAGCGUUUGGGUCUAGAAUAGGGUAUCAUUUUUCAGGAAACUGAUCAGUUGGUUGAAGAUUUUAUCUAGACUAGGGAUUGUGCUAUAAGGUUUUGUUUUGGCUAGACUGUGCUAGUGACCACAGUAGUUUCUGGAAAACAGCUACCCUAGGAUAGGGGGGAUUUGGGUAGUUUACUCUAGUAUAGGGUAGCAAAAUUCAGCUGAACUACAACCCUGGACAAAACUGUUGAGACAAUUCCAUCUAUUUUCUAACUUUUGCGCCCUACUCCCGUCUCCCCUAAACACAAAAAGUAAACCCCCUCCCCACCCCCUAUUCAAAGUUGCCUUGGUCUAAAAACCAACGUGUAUAAUUGCCAUGCUAUCCUAAACAACUUUGGAUAAGGGGAGGGGGGAAAUCGGGCAUUCAUUUGGCGGCGGUUUCAGUUUUUGCCGGGAUGACAGGAAAAAAUAGGCAUUUUCGCGAUUUGUCUCAACAGGUUUUGUCCGGGGUUGUAGCUCUGGUAUAGGUUAAGGGUUCCAGGGUCCCAGCAGCACAUCCCCACCCAGAGUUAGUACCAGUAAUCAAAAUUUUGCAAAUUAGGGAAGUGUGUUUGAUGGGUAGGGGGAGGGUGGUGGGUAGUGCGUGGUAUUGGGAAAAGGGUGCAAAACCUGAUGGGCUUGUACUAUAGAGAAAUCAAAAUCAAACACUUUUAGAAAUAUGAAUAUCAGCAGCUGUCUUUAUCAGUGUUAUUGUUUGUCCUCCCACUUUACAAUUCGUUACUAUUUCAUUUUUCCUCAAAAAUGCAAGAGCGUACUGGUACUUUUUACAUUUACUUGGCUAAACCUCUAAGUAAAGUACAUGCAAGUAACAACAGGUCAAACACUGACUAUGAUCCUCCAGAUGUUCUUUUGCACUAUAGGAUGAUCAAUAAAAUUGGCUAAAAAUUGGGAUACAGAAAAUUAAAGUUAUCUGAAAAGUUUGAGCGUCGCUUAUCACUUUAAACCCUUGUUGUUGACACUAGGCUAACACGACUCACCUACUUAGCACUGUUUUCAAAAUGCAACGCACACGGAAUUAUUGAGAUGAAAAGGCCAAUGUUUCACUGUUCAACUUCUUGUAUAUUUUUCAAAAAUGGCGAGAAACAAAAGCAAAUACAAUGCUGUAAACAUCUUUUAAAAGCGAAAAGAUGUAAUUUGUAAUAGAAUCAAGUAUGGUCGAUCUAAGCUGAUCUUGCUUGAAUCCAUAAUAACAAAUACAAUGUGCAAAACACAUUGUUAACAUAAUAUCUACAUAUCUGAUUAUCUUAGACCCUGUUUACAUGGAGUGGGGGACCCCGGUUUAGUGGGGAAGGUUUCUUUUGUUUUUGUGUUCCCCAGAGCGUGAAAACAAAAGAAAUGAACCCCACUAGACCGGGAUUCCCCACUCCAUGUAAACAGGCCCUUAGAAUGGAAAUUUUCUUAUGAUAAAAAAACUUAAUUGAAAACUGCAAGAAAAACUGUAAACAAACCUGUGGUAAACAGAAAAUAGCGAACGUUUCAUCUGUGAACGAGUGUCACAAAAUAGAUACCAGCUCCUGGGCGAGAAAAACUAAACACAUGAGAUCGAGGCAGUGUGACAGGCCUCUCCAAGAUGACGUCCAAACCGUGAAAUCGCAUGACAUACAGAACGGUUACUACUUCGUGUGCGGUACAUGAAUAGUAAGCAUUCUCCUUUGUUGAACGCAAUGAACACUGUCAUUCCCAGAAACAGUUCCAACAUUUUCAGUAGGUUUGUUGUUAGGUUACUGUAUGCCAUCUUGGCUUGGUUUACCCAUUUGCUUCCCAAAUAUAGAAAACCUAUUGGUUGCAAUCACUCCAGGGUAAUAAAAUGACAGCAUAUUGAAUAUUUGUUUGGAAAUGCUCCUAUUUAUUUGCUCAGAAGUGACUUCUGGACGUAUUUUAUAGCCAGAUGAUAUUAAUCCUACAUCUUAUGUAGGGUCCGAAAUUAACUUUUUAAUAUGAGCGCCAAAUGACAAUCAAGUAUAAAUUUUUGGUCGCCAGAGGGGAAAUUGUGGUCGCCAAAAAUUCCCCCUCCCUUUUUUUCAAAUAAAAGUUUGAACACAAAUUCAAAAUGCAUGGUGUGGAUGUUUUUGUGCUCAAAAAUUGCACUACUUCCACUUCCGAUACCAGACAGCAACCGUACCUGUACGAGUGAAGUCUUAUUUUUUCCACAAAUUACUUUUUGGACAUAUACGUGUAAAGCUACCUGACCUAGAACGUAGGAACAGAAAGCUGUCUACCCAUGACUGCACUGAUCAUACCAAAACUCUAUUUUCUUCCGAUAACUACCACGAAACAUAGCCACCAUGUCGCUUGUACCAGGCCACAAUUGUGCCACAUUACUGUACCAGUCCACAAAGUACAUAACGUACUUACCAUAUUUCAGCUGAAAACAACAUGGCGGCUUGGAAACGUUCAACUUGUAUUGAUCGUAGCUGUUGUAGAGGUAUUAUUACAGGAGUAUUCGUUUCACUUUUAAUUAAAAAAUAUCAGCAGGGCAAAAAAUAAGACACCUGUUGGCAAAUAGCUUCGAGGUUUCAAUUCUUAAUCAGUUUCUCUGAACGUUUAAGUCCACGAUAACAACCAGCUUUACAAGUCGCUAGCUGGCGACCAGCUAUGAAAUUCUGGUUGCCAGGACUAAAUUUUUAGUCGCAUUGGUGACCAGGAAGGCGCAAUUUCGGACCCUGUUAUGGUAGAUUUUAGUAAUCAGACUGAAGCAUCUUAAUGUUGACCAGAUGAUCUUUGCGUCCUGCAUGAUACAUGUAUAUAUCAUGAAUUAUUUUGCAUCCUUGGGGAAUAUGUAGGAAGCAAGUGUAACAAAAUCACCGUGUGCUUCCUCAGUUAAUAUGAUUUUGCUUCCUUCCCAUGAUGCUUUUGACAAAAAUAUGUUUCUGGGUGAGCUAUUAUAUUCAAGCAACAUUUAGUGUGAAAUAGAAACAUCUCAGAUAAUGAAUUAUUGGGUGUGUGUAAAUGAUGAUUUCAUGAUUAAAUGAUUCAUUCACCCCACCCACUCACCAUGUGGUAGGGAAGUGACUAAACCUGGUUCAAACUCUGUGUAAUCAGCUAUAAAUUUCCCAGUGACUCUAGAUUAAGAGUUUUCAGUAAGAAUUCUAGUAACGGGGAUAAAGGUGCAAUGUUACUCAAGAAUAUUUUGAAAGAUGCUCCAUGUCUGAAUAAAAAAUAGUCAUAGGCUACCAGAUAUUAGCUGGAGAAUCCUGCAUAUUUUUAAAUAGAGAACUCUCUGAUCUCCGAUGCCUAAUCAACACCCUGUAGAUUAGUGAAUCAAAAAAGGAAUACUUUUUGUUAAAAACCUGAAAAAAAAAAUAAACACAAAAAUUAACUUUCUGUUCUUGAUUUGUAGAAUAUUUGCAGAUCUGCCACAUUGUCAGGAGGAGCCGAAAUUUAUGGUAGAUCUGGAUAUGACUUUCUCUUUGCGGGUAAGAAAUGCUAUGAAAAUUAUCAAUAAUCUUAGAGGUCAGCCCUUUUUUGUUUCACCUCCUUGAAGGUCUGUAUUCUUCUGCACCUCUUUGCAGAUGUUCAUAUACUAGGUACAUCAUGUAAUGAAUUAUCAUUGAACAGAUGCCAUAUGAAGCAGUCCAUUUCCUUGACUUUCUAUGUGCCAAGUUUCUAAAGUAAGCUUUCAGAAUGUGAAAAACUACUGGUUGGAGGUGUGAGGAUAAUAUAUUAUAAUUGAUCAUCAAUCAAAAUCUUUGAGCGGUGCAAUAAUUGAAUAUGGAAACUGUUCAACUGAUUUUCAGGGCAAAAAAAUAUAAUUCAUUGUUGGCAAAUAAGCAUAUUAAAAACUUGUCCGUUGUCUUUUUAAUGGUCUCAUAAUUAACAAAGAAAGAGAAUUGAUGACCUGAAAACAUACAUAUAGAAAAAUGAUGAGCUCCAGGCAAGAAUCAAACUCUCCCACAAAUGGAAGUGACCACCCCCAAUAAGGAACUACUACUGUCUACAUCUUCAAACCUUGGGUGGUCUCUUAGUGGAUGCUCAACAGUCUAACAUCUGAGGUGCUUAAUUUUUUUAGGUGGAAUUCAUCCCAAGGAUGUAGUUUCAAGGUGUAUGCCUCAAGCUUAGCAAAACAUAGUGACCAUAUGAACCCCACACUGAAAUAACUCUUCUUGUGUGUCAGUCGGUAACAAUAUUUAUUAAAACUGCACAAAUUGUUCAAAAUAUAGUCUAAAAUUAACACUGUAUCUGGUUUAAGUACAGUAACUGCUUCUUUAGAUACAGACCAAGGACUGAAUAUAUAGCCUACUUAAAAAAUUAUCAAGUUUUAUAUCUGCAUAGAGUAUCAUGUGAGUAAAUUGAUUGAAAUCCUUUUGACCUUUAGGGGGAGAAAGCAUUCCUGAUGACCCGCUGGAGGAUAUAAAUGGAGUAAAUAAUAGUGCAGGCUCUUUAUAUUCUAGGUACAAGUGCAAUUUUGUUUCAUAACUUUAACCUCUAAUAGUAAGACAACUCAUUUUAGGACUGUCAUCAGCAUCUGACACAAGCAAUGAAUUAAGGGUUUAAGUGUUUUGGGUUGGUUUGUUUGGGUGAUCACAACAUUAUUCAGCCAGCUCAAACCCUUUAGGUUUUAUGUGUCAGUCAAUUCCAGCUGCGGCCACGCCGUUACUACGCCAAUUUAUGGUUUUAGUAUUGUUAUAAAAUUAUUGAAAUUAAAAUUAAUAGUGCGCUGUAAAGCUAACUAUUAUGAACAGUUUUAUAAAUAUGAAAGGAUGUUCUUCAAAUAUAGAUAUCAACAGAAAUUUGAUUCAAUAACCAAAAAAACGUUGAUUCACGUCGAUAGCUCCUGAUUUCGCUAUGUAAUUCUGGCUUGAUAAGCAAUGAAGAAAUGCAUGCAUAACGUGGAGAACAUGCCUUUACAAACCUCUACAAUUUUUUUCUUUCCUUGACAAAUGAGCCAAUCUGCUUGCUUUUCCAGUAAAAUCCUCUGUGUAGUUAUAUUCUGAUAGGAAACCGCGUGCGUGUCAAAAGCUCGGGGUUGGCCCCGCGGUUUGCAAAUGCCCGGCCCCCGGGCAGCGCAAAAUUUGCAAAUGCCCCACCCCUGGGACUGACAAAGCAGGCAAAUGCCCCGCAGUAGCCGGGGGGGGGGGGGGGGGGGGGGGGCUGGGCUGGGCUCAGCUCAGCUGGAAUUGACGGAUGCAUUACAUGAUUAUUUUUUCAAGUAUAAAAGGCCUGUUUCUCAAAUCCAAUGGAAUGAAAAAGAGGAUGUAUAUUCAGAUUUCCAAGAAAAAGGAGCACAGUUCCCAAAAAUGUUGAUUUUGCUGGGAGGAAAAUAAACAGAUGGGAGAGAUCUCUUCUAAGAGAGACUUCCCAGAAGAAAAAUUUCCUAUGGUGUAAAUACAUGCGCAAAUGUCAAAUACUCCUAUUCCAGAAAAAAACCGGAAGUUGCUUGGAAGUGAGGCUUAAUACCCCUCGCGGCAAAUAUAAAAUAACUAACAUGGCGGACGAUCAAGUUGAUCUUGCUCCAGAGAACAUUCCUGGCGCUAGUAAUGAAAAGGAACUGUUGGAUCAUCCUGCUUCGAGCCAUCGAACAAAAGACUGGAAAAGGCACUGAACAACACCCACAUGUUCAUGCUAUUUAUUUUCAACUACAAAAUUUACAUAGCGGUUUAGACACAUGUUUUCAUACAAAAUUUGCUUUCUCAGGGUCAUGAACCUGCACCAAAUGAAAAUCUGAGAGCAAAGUUAGCUAGACAGAUUGAAGAACUGAGGGAAAAUGUAAAAACCGCAAGUGAUACAGCAAACCACUUCAAGAACUUUCCCACCAUUGAUUCAGCAUUUGGUAAUGAUUUUAUACUGUCCUUUCCACGUUUGUUCCGACUGAUACAUUAGAACACCUAAAGAACUGUGGAAGGAACACCAGGAAAUCUUGCUGAUGCCGUUGCUGAGUUUGCAAGUUCUAAAGGGCUCAGAAUGCUCCUCAUUUGUACACGACCUCCAAGUGUGUGCGUGUCCGAAUUUCGAGGAUGAUGUAAUUUACCUUAGAGCGCUUUGCUGGGCCUCCUAUAGGAAAUAUGAUAAAUACCUUACCCCAGGUUCAGAGAUGGCCUAUGUAGGUAUAGUUUUAACUUACCACAAACAAUCAGAUUUGCGGCAUUAGAAGAUUUCCUGGUGUUCUUUCCACAGUUCUUUAGGUCAUCUAAUGUAUGAUUCGGAAUGAACGUGGGAAGGACGGUAAAAUCACCAAAUGCUCAAUCAACGGUGGGAAAGUUCUUGAAGUGGUUUGCUGAAUGUUUCCUCAUUUUCCCUUAGUUCUUCAAUCUUUCUCGCUAACUUUGCUUUAGUGUUUAAAGCUCCUCUCUUGGUCAGGGUCAUAUAGUUUUAGAUUUCCAUUGCUUGUAGGUUCAUGAGCCUGAGGAAAAAAAUUUCGUAUGAAACCAUGUGUCUAAACCGCUAUGUUAACUUGUAGUUAAAAAUAAAAAGUUUAUACAGCUGAUCGAUCGCGCGAGGCCAGAUAAUGUACGCCUACAUUUCCAACAGUUCCUUUUCAUUACCAUUCUGAUUUAUACGGCGGCAUUUUAACCAAAACUUUAGUUGAGCUACGUUCAAUUUUUCUAUCUCUUCUUCAAUAAAGCUAGCACCAGGAAGUUAAACAAAUUGUCAAAGCACAAUUGAUAUCAACUCACCAAACGUUGAUUAGAAGGAAAACUCGAAGGUUUCUUCAGAGUUUCUUAAGAAAAUGUGGCUCAUCGAAUACCGAAUCCUCGGCUUAUAAGUGAAUACAUCCCCAUUUAGUAGAGUUUCACUGUACUGAAAAAAUGUAAUGUUUUUGUCAAAAACUCUUGGCUAUAAGUAAAAGUCGCUCGGCUUUAAUAUAGCCAAGUAAAUACGGUAGUUACGAAAUAUCAGGAUUUUUAUCAUUGUGGUAGAUAAUUCUAUCAUCAUAAUGCACGAGGUUUUCACAUGCGAUUGUACUCAAUGAAACAGUCUUUAACUCUGACGACUUAAUUCUUCAUGUGAAAGGUUUGAACCCAGGAGUCAUUUCAAAAGUAGGUUGAGUUUGAUCGUCCGGGUGAACGUAGUCCUGAAUAGGACUGUUGUUGUUGACAGUGACUGACGUUUCGACAACCUGUGCGGUAGUCAUCUUCAGAGUCAAAGUGAGUUGUAUCACGUCAGUUGAUGGUAUUAUACUCUGGUUAUUGAUUUGAUUGGUCAAUUACGUCGUGAUGUUAUUGGUCGUCUGUCAGUUAAGCCGUGAUGUUAUUGGCUAUGAAGACUCGUAAUCAGUAAUUGGUGCGUUUCGAUCCGUCUAUUGUCACAGUUAAACAGUCGUCUCUUGUUAGUCAAAUUGUCAUUCUCUCGUAGUUAGUUUUGCUUGAUCUUGUCAAUAAGUCGAUUCAGUGGCGUUUGUUCUAAGUUAGUAAACCAGCUUUCUAAAGUAAGACGUUGAUAGCAGUCUGUAGAAUACGUUAUACAUGUCACAGAGUCCCAGUCAAUUUGAUGUUUCGUCUUUAAAUGGUGCUCAGCAAUGUGAUUGUUUUCAACUCUCUUCUCGGUGUUUCAUCUGGUGAUGAAACGCGGCGUCUCAUGCUUGAUAUAUUACUUCCAAGUUAAAGUCAAUAUGUACAUUGUAAGUACCAAUUAUGAACGUUUCAUUUAUUUGUGGACCUUUGAAAAAUCUGAUUUUUUAUACUUUGAAGCAAGUGAAGCAUAAUUCACGCACGUUGUGCCGUUUGCGAUAGCAGAAUUAGGUCGUAAAUGUCUUCAACCAACAGCCACACUAAAAUAUGAACCCUUAAAUAGCUGCAUCACUGUACUCAGCGUUUGAAUCAUGAAGAUAUUUAAAUGUUAUGCUUCUAAACGCCUUUAGCCGUAAUAAAAGACGACAAAAUUGUGAAGAACCGAAGUGGCGGUCUCAAAGUGCCCUUGUUUGACUUUAGUGCAGCAAUGUCAUGUUUAGAUGCCAAAAUCUUACUGGUUUCUAGCAACAACUCAUAGUACCUCCAACCUUAUUGGCCCCUGCAACACACACCCGAACACACAAAGCCACAAAGAUAAAUAUGCUCAGACCACUGACACGUGUGUUAUCUUUUCAAAAUAGCUCAAAAGUGGACAAAAACGAUGAUAAAAAACGAAUUAGAACAUGGGAAAGAAAGCAGUGCCUGUUAGAAGUUGUUCAAAAUUGCUACCUGUGGUACUGAUCUGAACAUACUUCAUAUGAAGCUAUGCUAGGCCCCCUUUUCUUGGUUUGGCAUCAGUAGUAAUGCUUCAGCAAAGAUAAGCCUCGUUGGUGGAUUCCCUCGCAAAAAGUGGAUUCCCUUUAUUAACAGGCAUAUGGGUCUAGUCUAUGACGUCACCCAUUGUUAUAACCUAGAGAAAAAGUGGAUUUCCUUUAUUAAUAUGUAUAAGUGUCUUCCUCCAUACUAAUUAAGUGCCUAGUCAGUGUCUUCCUGCAUACUAAUUCGGGAUAGGUUUACUAAUGAGCGUCACUCUACUUCAAUAGGAACAAUAGGCUUGCCUAGACUUGCCCGGUUUUCGGACCGUCUAUUAAAAGAAAAAUAGGAAUAAGAGAAGCGAUCACCUAGCAACGCGAGAAACGGCUUCCUAUAUCUUAUUUAUCGCUAAAACUCAGAUAUACAUAAACAAAACACAUACAGAAAGUGGAGUUGAAAAGUCUUUAUUUCAAUUUAGUUUACGUCUUCUUAUUUGGCGCUAAAACUCAGAUAUAUAUAAACAAAACAUACACAAAUUGGAGCUGAAAACUCUCUAAGUUUGUCUGACGUUUUCUCCUUUCUAUCUCGAGGAAAUGAAAGUCUUGUCAUUUUCACGGACGGUUAAUCAGUUAAUUAUGCAAGUUCACAAGCCCAAAGUUGAAUACAAAUUAGCUGUACAGGAAAGACCCAAGAGAGAGGAUCUUGACGUAUUAUUAUAAAACAAAUAACUUAACAAGGAUUAAUUAAAACACGUGACUAAUAAUUGCUAGCAAUAAAAUCUGACACGAGAUACCGUUUAAAACAAAAAGAGUCAAAUAGACAGCGAUUUGAAAGAAAUCUAUUAAAACAGUCAAAGAAAGCAAGUCAUGUUUUACUUACCCCUCUCCCUUUUCAAUUUUAUUUCCCUCCUCAAUUUUUUCUUUUCCCUUCUUCACAAUUUUAUUUUCCCUCCUCAAUGUUUUUAUUCCCUCCUCCACAAUUUUUAUUAUUUUCCCUCCUCAAUGUUUUUUAUUCCCCUCCUUCACCUCCACCUCCUCAUUUAUUCUAUAUAUUUUUCCAUCCACAAAUACAUCGACCUCCUAGCGACCCUACAUCGACCCCACAUCGACCCUACAUCGAUCCCACAUCGACCCUACACUCAACUUUUUUUUAACACUGCUUCGUAAAUAGUGAAGCUAUAUACCACCACCGACACAUUUCUAUUGUUUUCCCACCACCACCACCACCGCCACCACAUUUCAAUUGUUUUCCCUCCACCACCGCCACCACAUUUCUAUUGUUUUUCUUUCUACCACCACCACCACCACAUUUGAAUUGUUUUCCCUCCACCACCACCACCACCACCACCACUGCCACCACAUUUCUAUUGUUUUUCCUCCACCACCACCACCACCACAUUUCUAUUGUUUUCCCUCCACUGCCACCACAUUAUUAUUGUUUUUCCUCCACCACCACCAGCGCCACCGCCACCACGUUUCUAUUGUUUUCCCUCCACCACCACCACCACCGCCACCACAUUAUUAUUGUUUUCCCUCCUCCUCCUCUUCCUCCUCCUCCUCCAACUCCUCCACAUUUCUAUUGUUUUUCCUCCAAGUUUGGACUUUAGGCCUUUUAGGCCUGAUUUUGGCCUCUUUGGCCUUUCGAGGGAAAACAAUAGAAAUGUGGAGGAGUUGGAGGAGGAGGAGGGAAAACAAUAAUAAUGUGGUGGUGGUGGUGGAAAGAAAAACAAUAGAAAUGUGGUGGCGGUGGCGGUGGUGGUGGUGGUGGUGGAGGGAAAACAAUAGAAAUGUGGUGGUGGUGGUGGUGGGAAAACAAUUGAAAUGUGGUGGCGGUGGUGGUGGAAUUCAAAAACAAUAGAAAUGUGGUGGUGGUGGUGGUGGUGGUAGAAGGAAAACAAUAGAAAUGUGGUGGUGGUGGUGGUGGAAAGAAAACAAUAGAAAUGUGGCGGUGGUGGUGGUGGUGGAGGGAAAACAAUAGAAAUGUGGUGGCGGUGGUGGUGGUGGUGGAGGGAAAACAAUUGAAAUGUGGUGGUGGUGGAAAGAAAAACAAUAGAAAUGUGGUGGCGGUGGUGGAGGGAAAACAAUUCAAAUGUGGUGGUGGUGGUGGUGGAAAGAAAAACAAUAGAAAUGUGGUGGCGGUGGUGGUGGUGGUGGAGGGAAAACGAUAGAAAUGUGGUGGUGGUGGUGGGAAAACAAUUGAAAUGUGGUGGCGGUGGUGGUGGUGGUGGGAAAACAAUAGAAAUGUGGCGGUGGUGGUAUAUAGCUUCACUAUUUACGAAGCAGUGUUAAAAAAAAGUUGAGUGUAGGGUAGAUGUGGGGUCGAUGUGGGGUCGAUGUAGGGUCGCUAGGAGGUCGAUGUAUUUGUGGAUGGAAAAAUAUAUAGAAUAAAUGAGGAGGUGGAGGUGAAGGAGGGGAAUAAAAAACAUUGAGGAGGGAAAAUAAUAAAAAUUGUGGAAGAGGGAAUGAAAACAUUGAGGAGGGAAAAUAAUAAAAAUUGUGGAAGAGGGAAUGAAAACAUUGAGGAGGGAAAAUAAUAAAAUUGUGGAGAAGGGGAAAAGAAAAAAUUGAGGAGGGAAAUAAAAUUGAAAAGGGAGAGGGGUAAGUAAAACAUGACUUGCUUUCUUUGACUGUUUUAAUAGAUUUCUUUCAAAUCGCUGUGUAUUUGACUCUUUUUGUUUUAAACGGUAUCUCGUGUCAGAUUGUAUUGCUAGCAAUUAUUAGUCACGUGUUUUAAUUAAUCCGUGUUGAGUUAUUUGUUUUAUAAUAAUACGUCAAGAUUCUCUCUCUUGGGUCUUUCCUGUAGAGCUAAUUUGUAUUCAACUUUGGGCUUGUGAACUUGCAUAAUUAACUGAUUAACCGUCCGUGAAAAUGACUAGACUUUCAUUUCCUCGAGAUAGAAAGGAGAAAACGUCAGACAAACUUAGAGAGUUUUCAGUUCCAAUUUGUGUAUGUUUUGUUUAUAUAUAUCUGAGUUUUAGCGCCAAAUAAGAAGACGUAAACUAAAUUGAAAUAAAGACUUUUCAACUCCACUUUCUGUAUGUGUUUUGUUUAUGUAUAUCUGAGUUUUAGCGCUAAAUAAGAUAUAGGAAGCCGUUUCUCGCGUUGCUAGGUGAUCGCUUCUCUUAUUCCUAUUUUCUUUUAAUAGACGGUCUGAAAACCGGGCAAGUCUAGGCAAGCCUAUUGUUCCUAUUGAAGUAGAGUGACGCUCAUUAGUAAACCUAUCCCGAAUUAGUAUGCAGGAAGACACUGACUAGGCACUUAAUUAGUAUGGAGGAAGACACUUAUACAUAUUAAUAAAGGGAAUCCACUUUUUCUCUAGGUUAUAACAAUGGGUGACGUCAUAGACUAGACCCAUAUGCCUGUUAAUAAAGGGAAUCCACUUUUUGCGAGGGAAUCCAAAGGGAAUCCACCAACGAGGCUUAUCUUUGCUGAAGCAUUACUACUGGCAUCCAUGCAUAGCUUGAAAACUGCGUUUCAACACUGCUCAUAAUCCUUUAAUUGUUUUGUCAGUAAGAGCACCUUUUCCUGACAUAAAUUCAACUGAGUGGUCUCACCAGUUUUUUUAUAUGAUCUUUUAAGGUUACACUGUGGUACAAACUGUGUAGACACCUGAAGAUAUCCUGCAUCAUAUCUUAUUUUUAGCUUUCAUUAAAGGAGGAAGACGAAAAGAUGACAUCUUUUGUACAAUUUUGUUGUUCUUCAUUUCACAUGCAAUGCACUUGCCAUUUGCACAUGCAUGACUGUGGGACAUUUUUAUUCAAUAGAAUGUAGCAGUACUAAUAGUAAGAAUAGCUAUACACAACAACAACCAACCAUUUUAUUUGCCAACUUAACUUUUACCAUAAACGAAAUAAAUUAUAUUAGAUCAGGCAAAAAACUACUCAGAAUAGCAAAAAGUAAUCGAGCUGAGUUGUCACAAUAAUUAAAUUACAUCACUUUAGAAUGGCAAAAAAACUAUUAUUGUUCCUAUUUUUUUCACCAUUCUGAGGUCUUAAAAGAGCAUUAAGUAAAUAUAUAAUUAAAAGGGGAGCAAAUCUUAUCCCCUUGAAUUUGCAAGCAGCUGCUAUAUAUAUAUGAUAGGUGACGAAUUACUCGUUAAUUUUGGCGCGAAAUUUCAGCGUUAAUUUGUAAUUCCACAUGUGAAAUUACAAAAUGGCCAUGGCAACCCUUCCGUACGUCUCAGUGUCAAGAUGGCGACGAAGUUUUAAAAUGCCGUGAAUGAAGAUGUCAGGGCACAAAAUACGCUUUAGAAAACCUGAACACACAAGAGAACAUCAAGAAGGAUUCUAACAGGUAUUUUGCCGUAAACGUCUGAAAAAGUCUGAACUUUAUCAGCCAAAUUUAAGGUCUAAGCAUUUGAGAGAGUGGAGUUCUCGAUCGACACGAUCCGGGAUAAACAUGUCAAAAAUCCAAGAUUGCUAACGUAAUUCGUCACCCAUGAUAUUAAUAGGUAAUCAAAUGGUAUACUUGUGAAAUUAGGGAAUAAUUUCACGCGUAUACCAUUUGAUUACACAUACUAAUGAUAUAUAAUCUUAAUUUUGUUUUAGAAUAAACCUGUUAUAGUUAAUUAAUUAACAGGAUUAUUCUAAAACAAAAUUAUCAAAUUAAACUUUUGUAACACUGAGGAUCUCAGUGCUACAAAGACGACCUGAGGCAACAAUAGCAUGUGUCUCAAGAUUCCCAUUAGCUGGUGAUAAGAAGAGGCGAAAGCCCAUUAUCUGCAUUCAGAAGAUGAUAGAAAUCUUGAGUGUGCCUGGAUUCUAUUGGUUUAGUAUUAAAACCCUUCUGGUGUGGUAUUGCAAAUUUAAGUCAAAGGACUAUAUGUUGAUACCUUGUACUUAACAAUAAUGUUGAGAAUUAGUAUCAGCAUUGUCAAAUUUUGAGUUCACCUCACACUAGAACAUUGAAGACGCCAAAAUAAGAAAGCCUGUAGUGAAUCUCUUGCAUGCAUAAGGUAGGAUCUCACAAGGGCACCAAUCAACCCUUUGAUGCAAAUAAAACAGUUGGCAGCCCACUAAGGUGAAGUGCGGAAUCAAGCCCUAUCUAUGAGCUGACGGUUAGUGAAUGUGUCAGCCAAUCAGAAUGUGGGAUUUCAGGAUUGCAAUAGAAUACUAGUUAAUAUGAAGGCUUUUUUCUUGCAUGAGUCUUCUGGUGCUGUAAUGACUCAGGUUAUUACAUUUAGUGGCAUUAUUUAAACUAUGUAAAGGUUAUCAACUUGGCAAGUUCAAACUGGUUUUUCCUGACCAUAGAAAACUAUUGUUCUUUUAGUGGGGACUAUGAUUUGUUUGACCGCAUCCGAGGUCAGGACAUCCGGCUUCUCAAGACACUCAGAGUGAAGUACAUCUGUGACUUGAUGGUCGAAAAAAAGAAGGUCAAGUUUGGAAUGAGGUUAGCUUGAUUAUGUUAUGAUCUGGAAAGAAAUACCAUCAAACCUGUAUAUAAUGGCCCUGUUUCUAAUGGUCACUGAACAACUUCACAAACAUUGUGUGUUACGAUUAUUUAGGUCAACCCCAUUGUUAUCUUUUUAAGGCGUCUGUUUGCAAGCUCAUCAGUUGGGGAUGAGAAUGAAAUAAUCUUGUUUGCUCUUUAGUCCAAUCUAAACGUAGUAGGAUAUACACUGUAAAGUUAAUAGAGAAUACUUCAUGGAAAGUGCUGACGUACGGUAUUUACACACGAGUUGUUUUUGUAUCAGAAAUCGAACGAGUGAGCGCAGCGAAUGAGUGAGAUUUCUGAUGCAAGAACAACGAGUGGGUAAAUACCGUACGAAGCACUUUACAUGUGGUGUUGUGUUUAUUGUAUACAUACUGAGAAAUUCUUCAUUUUGGUGGCCUUUUUAUUUUAAAUCUUUCCAAAAUGCUUAAAUUUGCCGCUACACACCACGAAAUAACAGUGAAAACGAAGAAUCAACUUUUGAGUAGAAACGUUUCUUAAAAACAUAAAUGACGGUAAGGAUAUGAGGUAAUCCAAGAACUACAAGUAAUCUUAACUGUUUGUUCUGAAUGUAUAAUUGAAAAUGAGUGAAUUUAAGUGAAAUGGCCGGUUUCAAUAUAAGCUUAAGCUUAUAAAUGGAAGACAAAGUAGCUCCGACAAAAAGCACAACAUAAGCUUACGUCUUGUUCUGUUUUUCCCCUUCCGCUGUCGUGUCGCCGGCUCUCCACAGUUUUCUUUAUCGACAGUGAAACAAACGAAACUAUUCCACCCCAUUUCUGAAAUGUUUUUCACUUUUUUAACGAGAAAAAAUUCUUUGAGAAAAACUUUUCUCCUCGAAUGUGUGCGAAGCGGCGCUUAGCAAGCUGCAAGGAAAUGCGGGAAUUUUGGCGCGAAACUCACACACCUCUGUGGCUUCUGAUUGGACGUGUCGUUUUUCUCACACGUGAAAAAACAUCGUUCGCGAUUCUGAUUGGACGUAUCAUUUUUUUCACGUGUGAAAACCAUAGUUCACUCCUCUGAUUGGUUAGAACUCAUUUGCGUAUCAAAAUUUACAACACAACUUUUUGGUGAGUAUUUCUCAGUAUAUAUAUAAUAAAGAUAAUUAUGCCAACUCAUAUGAGUAUAAUCGUACUUGUUAUUACAUAAUAUUGUAUUGAACAUAAAAGUAAAAUACUUUUCAUAAAUGCAUCACGGCAAAAUGACCAGCAUUAACUUGUGAAAAUUUUCAGGGUGACAUCCUCAGAGAAAGUGGAUAAAAUUCAGCGAUACUCAGAUUUUGUUUUAUGUUCAGUUCCCUAUCCAGGUAAUAAUAUUGUUGUCAAUAAUGCAGUUGUUGAUACUCUUUUUAAGUAUCUAUCAAACAUAUUCAAUACAUACAUUUUGUAAAGCUCUUCUCUCUUACCUUUACCCCUUUUCUCCGCACUUGCCUCUGUUUCGCAGUGGGUCAUUUGUUGCAAGGCAAAAAAUGAUCUCGAGCACCAACCUUAGAAAUGUGAGUGUCUGUUUUGAGAAUGUUUGUUUUAUGUAAGUUUGAGUUUGUCAGUAACCCUAUACUGUCAUCAUCUGUGCAAUGUCAUUUUUUCUUGUCUCUCUUUCCAAAUGUUCAGGUUGUGAAUUUUUUCGAGAUUUUAAAGAUAACGAAUACAUUGCAGAUGGUUUACAUUUUAACUGGCAACAGGUAAAUUUUACUGAUGUCAUUGGUAUACGGUCACAUGUAUUAACUUUCUGUCAAAGGUAAUUUGCGUUUACGCUUAUCCUUUAUCACUCAUUGUUAUUCAUUGAAAAUAUUUCUCCGUUUCUGAUUGGCUAAAAGCACACGCGGCGUAAUUCACCAUAACCAGCUACUGUUGACCAAAUUUGGAAGACUGUUGCAAUUAAUCAACCGAUGACGUCAAAAGCACAGUUGCAGGUUAAUGCACCGUUAACCAAGACCUGGGGACGAGGUUGGUUGUGAAAAGAAAAAUGGCUGAAUAGUCGGCGGGACAUUUUACUCGUUUCACGAUGAACUAUUGUCUAAAAACAUAGCAAGAAGACAACUCGACGGACAACAUCUGCUAUUUGGAGUAUAUUUGUAGACUUGAACAGCCCUUUAUCUUAUUAUUUAUUGUUUUAGUAAAAUCCAACUAGUUGGUCAAUAAUAUCGAGGCAAAACAACUUUAGCUUGUAAAACGCGAUUCAGCCGCUAUUGUUUUGGUCCUCAGAGCCGGCGCUUUCCGCUACUAGCGGGCUAUAACAGAUAGCCCAGUAGUAGCUCAUCCAAUCAGAAUGCAGCAGUGAUAAUAGUUCACUAGCUGGAUUUUACUAAAAAGAAUUGUGCAGAUCUCGGGGGCUGUUAUCCACCUCGAUCUGCAUAACUCUUCAUAUCCUACCCAGCCUCAUUCAUUAAUUGCUAAAUAACUUUUGAUACCCGAAAUUUUUUUUGUAGGAUUAUGUUGAUACCAAAUUUAAUGUUCCUGAUCUGUUGCUUGAUCGCUCUGGAAUUGAGUGGAAUAAUUAUCAGGUAAGAUGGCCACCAUACUCUAACUGACCUGGCUGCAGACAUCUUUAUGAACAAAGAUGUCAGUAAGAGAUGUCAAGUCUGUUUAGAAGAUGUUUAGGGUGUUGGAGAAAUGUUCAAGUGAAUAACACUAUUCAAACCUACAUGCAUUUACAUAGUUAGUGAUGAUAAGAAACCUCUAUAAAUCACCCAACUACACUUUAUGAAUCACGCUUGACCCACCCAUCACGUGAAAGUGCCCUGCAACACCGGCUUGUUGUAGGGUGUAAUUAAAAUUUUACAUGUAAUUUCUAUUUAAUUGCUUUAUUUUUUGUUGUUGUUCUUCUAGUCAUGGGAUCUGGUGACACUAACUCAGAACUAUCUCCAUCUUCUAAUAAGCAGCAUCAAAGAUGGUAAGUACCUGCUGCUGAAUCUAAGGUGUUGAUGGAAACUGUCCGAAAAAACCAUAUCAUGUAGUGGCUGUCAGCUGUCCUAUUCAGAGCUGUCACUAAGGCUACUUUGAUAGAAGACAAGUGAAAAAUAAAACCAAAAGAACUUCCUAGCUGUUCAAUUCCUGUCUACUAAUUGCCUAUACUCCGCAACUUGAAACUUAAGUUACAACCCUGAUGAUCACAGGUUAAGGUGGAACAUCAAUACAUGUACUCUGCAAGUAGUAUAUAGUAGUGAUGAAAUUAUCCUUUUUUGUGGAGGAAACUCAUUACUUUGCAGAUCGAGAAAUAUAUGAACAUCAAAGGUGCCCAUGAAUAAAAUGCAGUGGAAUUCCAUUAUGAAAAAGUGUUUGAUACAUUGAAUCAUCGUAUUCUUUUAUCUAAGCUCUACAAUUACGGUAUCAGGGGUGUCGUGCACAACUGGUUUAAAUUAUGCCUAACAAACUGUAAACAAACAGUGCUUGUUAAUUGCACUAUAUCAGACAAGGAAGUAACACUCUAUGUGGUCCCCCAGGGUUCAAUACUUGGACUGCUUUUAUUCUUCCUGUACAUUAAUGAUAUCCACAAAUCAAGUAGUGUGUUUUUUGUUUGCCGAUGCAUGUUGUAUGUUAACAAAAACUUACGCAAACUUGAAGUCAAAAUUAACACUUAACUUGGAAAUCUUUGUGAUCGGCUGAAGGCCAAUAAACUACGUUUAAUAUUAAGAAAUCUAACUUUGUAAUUUGACCGCAUCAAAAAUCCUUACCAUUUAUUCCUCACAUUACUGUUCUUGAUAAUGAAGCAAAUACGCAAAAACGUCUUGAGAUGAAGGAAUAAUUUAAAUACCUAGGGGUUUAUAUUGACGCUGAUCUAUCCUGGAAACACCAUAUCGAGCACAUAUUCAGAAGAAUCAGUAAAUGCCCUCUGUAGUUAUGAACAUCCGUCGUUAACUUGAACGUGCUUCUUAGGUCACUUGGAACGUCGUGAUGAUAAACUUCAACCAUCAGCAACAAUAAACGGUUAAAAUACAAAAACUUAAAGGGUAUAGAUCUUGUUUGCUGGAAGAAGGGAAUGGCAUGGUCCGUAGGCUCAGCGAAAAACAUUUUUCGAAGUGCUCUUUUCUGACGAACCAAGAAUUUUUUUAUAAUGGACUACGAUAGAUUAAAUACGGCGAAAUUACGUACUUACAGAAACUCAAAAGGGGUUGAAACGUGUAACUCGCGUUCAAUGCUCGUGAAUAUUCACUUUUAUCAUAUUUGGAAACCUUUGUGACGGAUAUCCAUUUUCAACAAAAUGGCUGCUACGCGAUCACCUUGCAGAUGUUUUAAGACAAGAGUUCUGCAUUUCAAGGUUAAAAAUACACCGUUAAAAGACAAAAAAUGGAAAGAGAAAGUUCAAAAGAAUGCUCGGCUUUCUUUUUGUGGAGAAAGGGAAGCUUUUCAUCAAGAAAUCGUCCUUCGAGGAAUUCAACCUUGUUUUCUUUACAGCGGAGCCCAUGGUCUGUUUUGAAAUGCAACCAAGUGAGCGAAGUUUUUGCUGAAUUUUCAGGUACAUUGUGCACUCUAUGGCCAAGACAAUUACGUCUUUGAAAGGGAAUUUAUGUAUUUUCAAAUGUUUCAGAGACGUUUUAUAAAUUUUUCUCUUCGGCGCUAAAGAAAAAUUACAAAAUGUGCCCUGAUUUGAGAUGGAUUUUGUGUUGAAAUUUGCCAUUUGCUUAGCCGAUUUCACUUGCGUGAACGGAUCCACCAUCCAGAUAGUGUUUUCCGAAUUGCUUUAAAGGAUUAACUUUUUGGACUUUGAAUAAAAAUUUUCAAGACACGGCUUCUCUGUCUAUUGUUUUGAGUUUGUUCAUUCAUAAAAUUAGCUCAACACACGAUCGUGACUACAACAUCCACGUUUAAUUUAAGCUUUUAAAAUGCUUCUCACAUUCAUUACAAGCAUCACUUUUUGCGAAGAUGUCAGGUUCAGUUUUUGGACACUUUUCGAUACGCAGCUAAUGAAUUUUAUUCGAAAAUAUUUUUCACGUAAUAUAUCAAACAUGAGAUGCAGUGUUUCAUCACCAGAUGAAACACCGAGAAGAGAGUUGAAAAUACGACGCGCAGCGGAGUAUUUUUGACGAACUUCGAGGUGUUUCAUCUGGUGAUGAAACACUGUGUCAAAUGUUUGAUAUUUCUUCUCAAACAAAAUCAUUUUUGAAGGAGAAAUUAAGGAUGCAAAUACUAAGCAGUGUUUCAUCCGAUUUCCAAACACUCAUUAAACAUUAAUUUCCUUUGUAUUUUCUUAAUGAAUUAUUAAUGAGUUUGAGAAUGUUUAUUCUAGACUUUUAACGUAAGAAUUUUAAAAGCCUAUUUGCAGUAUAAGUUUUCAGUGCAGAUGGUCAACGAGGCAUCGUUUUUUGAAGUGACAACUUCAAGAAGUUGCGAGGCCGUCAAUGGGUUUCAUAAUGUUACGUUUGGCCCGGGUGGUAAGUCAAUAAUAUCCUGCUCAGUGUUUCGGUAAUAUCUGGUUUCAACCUUUGAAAGCUUUCUCGGCUUUCGGGAGUUUUUCCCCCGUUUGUCGGCCAUUUUUUUAAGCGGGCGCGGGAACCUGAAGGAAAAUUACGUCACGUUGUUUACGAAGUUUAAUUGGUCAGUUAUCUCUUCUUCUCGUUCCAAAUAUGGUACUUCCGAAAAUGAAUAAAACAUAUGAGAGUUACACGUUUCAACCCCUUAUGAGUUUCUGGUACUUAACAACUGCGUCGCUAAAAUAGGGGGUGGGUGCCUGGGGUAUCUAGGGGCUUCCACUAUUUGCAGCCAGCCCCUAGAUUGAAAUAAUGCCCCCAUGACUGGAACAACAGUGCAACCCAGCCAUGAGCCCCCACAAGAAAGGAAAGGAACAGGCACCCAUCACACUGAAAACAUCAGUGAAGAAAAAACAACAAAGCCUAGGCAGAGAAGGGGGAAAGAAAAUGGCUGAAAAAAUCCAGCACGAAGAAAAACUGAACGCGCCAAUGAAUCACAUGAUCGAUGUAGCCAGCUACUGGGCAUGUGCAUGCCAAAGACUGCUGACCUAAGGCACUUAAAGUGCUCUUAGUUGUUAACUCCUUUAAAUUGCAUUUAAAUGCAUUUAACAACUGUUAUAAGUAAAGGUUUUCUAAAACUUAACAGUAAAAAUCACGGAUAAAAAAUGUUUGAAAGUGAUAAAAGAAUGAAAUAAAGCAUGCAGAAAAAACAACAAUAGAAUCUAAUUAAAAGAGCUAUUUAAAAGCUUUUGCACGAAGUGAGUCUGAUUGUACAUUGAGACUAGGUCUCAGUUCAUUAAUAAAAAAACAUUUGAAACACCAGGUAGUCAAAUUUCCUUUUACACUUCUUUCAAAUGCUAAAAUUAUUACUAAGACCUUUAGGUGCUGAAGAAUGUUUAACACGAAAGUGCUGGCCGAGGGAUGAACUUGCUCUUUUGUGUUCCUUAAUUCGCUGGUGUAAGUGGCGAGAUGUGUAACCAACAUAACCGGCAUCGCACAAAUUUGUAAGCAAGACAUUGGUGGUUAACAAGAGGCGGCUGAGCUUCUCGUACUUUCAGAUCGCGUUCAAUCUUUUUGCUGACAAACACUGGAGGCACAGUCGUGUGACCGUUAUGCCAAACAUCUGCGGAGAAUCUUCUUGAGACUGGGGAGUCCAAAGAAACCUAGGCAACAGGCAGCCCACAGCAUGACGUGCUCUGAGUUGUGGGUAUCCAAGGAACGCUGGAUAAUACGCAUGAAGUCGGCUGUCACUGACUGGCGUUGUGGGCGAGUUAAGCCUUGAUGGCGCUUAAUGCUCGGGAGAAGACGCUGAAGUUGGAGGCUGUUCACCAAGGGAUCGGGGAAACCCUGAUCGAUGUGCAAGGACCAUAUCGCCGAGAGAUAAACCUUUAUUGAGGAGUGAUGUAAACGAUCGGCUAGGUGGGAACAAAAAGACUAGCAAAGGGCAUAUUCUGUGUGGCCGAUUUUUAGGAGACCGAAGCAGGGUCGAAACCAGCACGAAACCCAUUCUGAAGACCGUCCCAAGGCAUAGGUUACAAAAGAUUGAUCUGGAUGUGUGAGCAUUUCCUUGUUUAAUUUUGCCACUCUUAUAGGAGAAACUUUGUAAAAAGGAAGCAGCGGCUGAUGCAAUGGCAGAGCCAAUGCAGACGAGUAGGAGUCAUUGAAAGAACAAGAACUUCGGGGCAGUCCAAUCUUCUGCUGGGAAUCAACACCAGUUAACGCAAACGUGGAACAAGGAACAGUCAAAGAACUACUAACGCUAUUUACGCAGGAGGGGGCUGUAAUCUGCAAGGCAACCUUGUUGUUGACGCCGACUGCGUUUUCCCCCAGGGACCGGGAACGCUCAGACCCCUUGUAGGCUUGAAAGGUGCAGUUGGUAAGGGGGUGUUGACCAUCGCAUCUUUCGCAGAUAUGACAAUACCGACAUUGACCCAGAGACCAGCGGCAAGCACCAUCAUUCCAGGAUCGACAGUGCUGAAUGGUGUCAUUCGCACGCUUAGGCAGGAUGUUCAAUGAGGCUGAGGUAUGGGGCAGAGAAGUCGAGCGAGGUGCCGAUUGACCAGUAACGGUACCGGAUGCUCGAGUGUGGAAGUUGUGUAACUCCAGGUUCAUCUUAGACCAAUCAGCUAGAAGAGAGGCUGCAGCAUCCUUCCUGAAUGCCGUGUCGUAAUUCAACCAAGAUGGUCCAGGAAACUGACAAAUCGUCUGGAGGAUCGGUAACUUAUACUGAGUAGUUUUUUGCCAGCGAGAAGGGUAAGUACUGCAGAAGAUCCACCCGUCUGGUUAAAUGGGAAAGGCCUGAAUCCACGUGAGAAUGUCGGUGAUCUCUACCACCCUUUUCUUGGCAGGGGCAACAAGUAGUUUGCCAUCUAAAUAGGAAUUAGGCUCUGCCUCUUGGGCGCGUAUGUUCUCCGCUAGGAGAUCCGCAAGCUCAAGUCAACGAAGGCGCCACUGGUUAUUUUGGCCACCAUUUUCCCCAGGAUUGGCGCGUAACCGGGGCCAACUACAAACACUUUCCCGACCGAAGGCGCCAAGGUCGGGCUGCUACUCGUCGGUACCAAGGAAGAAUCGAACAAGGAUGGUGCCGACGAAGCCGGGACGGGCGGCUGAGAAGCACCUGGGACCACGGGAAUACUGAUAGACGAAUAAGUAGAAAGAAACGACGGCACAGUCACGCUACCCGCUAAAGAAGACGAGUGACAACCAGUCGAGGUCGAUGUAUGAGUCGACGGCACAUUUAUCGCGGAAGAUGCCGCGUGGGAAUUGCCAGACGUACUGCUGGAAGAAUUUGGCGCUCCGAUCUCCCGAAAAGUCGCCACCAACAGAGGGAGCGACUGCUGAAAAGCUUGGGAAAUGGGCUGUGACUGAGUCUCCGCUGAGAUGGCGACCGAAGAGGGCGACGAUAAUACCGAAGUAAAGGAGGACGAUGAUGUGGAAACUGAUGUAGUCGAGGGGGCUGAUUCACCACUCUAGACGAAGCGGGACCGUGCGGAUCUAACGAAGCCGAGAUGCUGUUAAGCGUUGUUUGAAGACAAAUCUUUGAGGAAACGGACACAAAAACAAGGAAAAAGGAAAAGAACCGCUCACAGAGAAGAAAAACAAAGAAAAUGGCUGAAAGAAACCAACACGAAGGAAAACUGAACGCGCCAAUGAGUCACUUGAUCGCUGUAGCCAGCUACUGGACAUUCACAUGUCAAAGACUGCUGACCUCAGGCACUUAAGGUGCUCUUAGUUGUUAACUCCUUUAAAUUGCAUUUAAAUGCAUUGAAAUAUGCUCAGUAGAGUUUGACAAGGAACGAAAUGCCUUAAUUUAGAUGAUUGGAAGGAAUUAGAACUUCCAAAAUUAUGUUUUGGCUCACUGAUUUUACGUCACAGGCCGGUGACAUCAAAUAUGAAGCAAAUAAUCCCUAAAAGUUACAUAAUCGCUCUAAAUAUCUAGAAAACCUGUUAAAACUGUUAAAACCACCACUUCAUUUAUUCUUGAGAUAGACUCAAGGCUAUGAUGUCAUUGGUGUUAAUGUAUUCCUCCAGAAAGCAAUGAGAUUCCUACCAGGUUCAAAAGGAUGAUAUCAUCCCUGUUAUACUACUACUGCAUCUCAGCAUUACCCCAUAUAACAUAUCCUUCUCUUUGCUCUUUUCCCUGCCACUGAAUGCUUUUAAUACAAUUUUUCUCAGUUUUGGACAUUUCCUUUAGCCUGAAUUUCAUCCGAUUACUUCGAGGCGUUAUUACUCCCUCAGUAAAGUCUGAAUCGACCGGCCGUUAAUGCCUUCCAGUGACGUCACUACUCCUUUGCUUUAAUUCGUGCAAAACGUUUCGUUUGGAAAUGUCUGCAUGAGACAGACUGGUUUACUUUUUUCGAUCGUAAUUCAUGUUUAACGUUCAAACUAUCAACUGCGUGCAGUACUCUGAUCCAGUCGUAAUUCUAUAAUCAAACUCGGUCGCAACACGCAAUGAAAUAAAUACACACAGAGAACACUUAGUUCAACAACACAACGGGUUGCUGUAAUUGAAAAGAAGCUAUUUGGUCGUGAACAAAGAAAAAAGAAAACAAGGAAACAAGAAAGAAAAGCUAACAGAAUCAGUACACUUGACGGUGAAAAUAGCUAAAAAAGUUCGAAAUACAAUCUUUGUCUCAGAAACUUCGCAUAAACAAAAUCACUGCGGAAACUACAAAGCGGCGCUAAAUGAAAAACCUACCGACUCUCCGCAAUAAUUCUUCAUUCGCAGUUCAAUUUAGCAUUUCAGGUUCGAAGACGAGGGCAAUUUUGCUGUUUACGAUAAAGAUUAUCGAAAUGUUUGAACUCCACACAAGCAAGCAAGGGAUGUGAUCAGUUGAAUCUCAAGCGACAAUCCCGCUAAAAUUUCUCACAAUCACGCAUAAUUAUGCGAAUGUUUAGACAAUCAACCAAUCAAAAUCACUACCCGGUUUUCGUGUGGUGAUGACGUCACUGGACGGCAUCAAUCGGCUGAAAUUCAGGCUACAUUUCCUUGAGUUAUCACUGCAUUCCCUAACCCAUGGUUUACUCUCUUUCCUUUUUACUUCCAUUCCUCUUAUCCUCUUCCAUUUCGUUGUUAUUUUUUAUUCAAUUUAGGUGAAGGUGGAUUAUUAAUACAUUGUAUCUCAGGAUGGGACAGAACUCCUUUAUUUGUGUCUCUUCUUAGAAUGUCAUUGUGGGCGGUAAAUCAUUUUCUUUUCAUUAUAAUUUCAACUCUACCAUUUAUUUACAAUGUUUAAAAGGACUUCCAUAAGUUUCAAAUUAGUAAAUACGUGCAGCACUUUUCUAACAAUUAUUCAUAGUGAAGUAAAAACUUUUCGACCCAGAAGUACUGAAUAUCCAAGAAGUGUGGCUAUAAAAGGGUCUCUACCUAGUAAACGUCAAACACAUCUACUUAAUGCAAAUUGCAAUUUGUUUGUCUUCAAGGGUGCAGUUAAAUUGGAGUCCAACCCUCUUAUGUAUCUCACAUUGUCUUACAAUGAGUAUCAAUAACUUUUCUAUUUUCAGAAAUUGUAUGUAAACUUGGUGUGUUUUCGCCUAAAAUCACAAUAUUAAGUAGCCUGUCCACUGAUAUUUUUUCUUUCUUUGUUUUCGACAAAUUUUCCGAGCGCGAACGGCGUAAAAAAGAUUUGCCCACCCCAUCCCCUUGCGCAAGCGGUCAAUAAGUCUCUCGCGGUUUUUAUUUUCAUACGCGCCCUCUACGAUCUCUAGAGAAAAUAGAGGGUUUCGAACAGAUUAAGGGUGUGUUCGAUUGACAUUAUUCCGGAAGAAGAAUGAAUGGAAUUAACUCUAGAAAGUACGUGUUUUAACUUUCAUUGUAAUGCAAUGUUUACAAAACUGCUUGAACUAAAAUAUUCCGCUGUAUAUAAAGAUUGACUGGUACAAAAUUCACGGUGGAAGAGAUUUGCAACAAACCUUUAACGUAUUCUUAUUCUGGAAUACGAUCAAAAGGGCGCACCCUACACUUUUAGCUGCUGCCUGAUGUUUUUCGUGUUGGUUUUCAGGAUGGUCGUAUCCAUCAAUCCCUUAGUGCUGUAGAGAUUCUCUUUCUUACAGUUGCUUAUGACUGGUUUUUAUUUGGGUAAGAUUAAAUUCUGCUUGGUUUAGCAAUGAAGAUUUGACUUCACUUUUAGACAAUUAGUACCUUGCUUACUGCCUCAGUCAUACAGAUUGCUGGAGCAAUUUAGAGAGUUUUGUGACUCAUGAAUUAAUUCCUUAAUGUGAUAUACGGUAAAAGCCCGCUUGUGAGAACCUACAUGUUUUGAAGUCUGUCACAAAGGGUCUUGUAUUUUGGGGCAGUUAUUGGUAAUUUAAGCUAAUUAGGUUCUUAAUUAGGUCACGUUUAGGUUCUUAAUUUCUAUGGAGGAGAUAUAGUUGCUGACUACCAGAAAAAUAAAUAUACUUGGGUUUGGUCCUUGUAUUUUCCCACAUUGUGAUUUUCAAUGUUUAAUACUAAAACAAACGAUUAAGAAAUAUUCAUUACUAGUAAAACUCAAUCAACGCAUAAAGCAAAUAUGAAUGGAUAGAAAUAGCAAAGAAAUUAAUCUGGCUAAACUCAAUUCGAGAAUUAUCGCAACAAGAGCAUGUUUGUGAUAUUUGAAAGGCCAUUCCUCACGAGUGCAAACACCUUACGUUUUUAAAACAAGACGCUGUGGAAGCGUAUAUUUGGGCGUUGAUGUACUAGGGAUGUGUGAGUAAUGCAGUAGCGAUGUAUAUUUUAGGGGUUGGUUGAGAUGUGUGAAGUGGAAGGGGUGGAGUUAUAUUGCACGUGGAUUGGUAAGAUAAUGGCUGUGGUUUGGUAAUCAGUGAAACAUGAAGUACUGUAACAAAAAAUAAUUUUUUGGAAGGUAAAAGUGAUUUUAGGUGUUGCAGUGAGUUAGUUGUGGGAGGGCUUAUUUGCUUAUGAAGGGUUAGUGUAGUUACAGUCUGUUGAAACGAAGUGGUGGUUCUGAAAGAUCUUCUCAAUAGCAAAACAUACUUGUACUUAUUUUAAACGUUGUUAGGCUUUGUAUUUAGGCCGAGAUUGUUUUUGAUUAUUUGUAUGGAGAGGACGUGUAUAAGGAAAAGUUCAUUUAACAUAGUGAAGGGGGUAUGAAAAUGUUGAAGGGAAGGCUGAAAUUUUGUGUGUGUGUGUGUGUGUGUGUGUGUGUGUUCAGGGGGCUUUGAAAAAUCGGUGGUGGCAAAGAGGAGAGCAUACAAUCUGGCUGUAUAGAACUAACGGCCUGAUUACAUGAGUUGGGCUGGCUCACUUUGCAGAGUUCUCGGCACCUUAGUUAAAUGCAACAAAAAUCAACUUUUCGAUUAUAUGACAAUCAAGCCAAGCCGGUUAGCUGGCAUCCCAGUAUUGUGAUGCCAGGAUCCAGGGUGGAAAUUUUCCUAGUAAUCACGCUUGCCGGGCUGCCCUGCUAAUGAAUCAAGCGAGAAACAGGACAGUGGGUAACACACUGCUCACACGCAUUGCUUCCAAUCUCUAUUUAAAAAUGGAGGCUCCGGGCUGGUCCUUUUCCUGUAGUACGGGAUAAUAGUCACCUCGGCAGAGCUAGCCAACCCGGCUCAUACUGUGAGUUGUUAUUACGCAGUUGCACGUAAAAGCUUUGGAAUUUGCCGCUUUCGUGGUUCGUGUAUGAGAGAAUACGACUUAGUCUAAUUAACUCAGCGGUUUUAAAAAUAACUGUCAUGAACGCAGUUUGCACGUGAAGAUGUUUGACUCUGCCCCUUUUACGGUUCGAAAGUGAAUGCAACUUGUUGCGAAAUCACCUCCUUUCCGAAAAUCAGUCAUUCAAUGUGGAUGUAGCAGCUGCUCGGAAUCUGCAAGCCAAUUGGAUUGCUACCCAAAGCGGAAAAUGAUUGUAAACAAGAACGUUCUUAGAAGCCGCGAAUCUCGCAUUCUUGGAGAUAAGUUUUAUUGUCAGCUGGUGCUGUUAUGCCGCUUUUUCAUAUGGAAUACAAAACGAGUGUUAUAUGUCAUAAUGUAAAUACUCAAAAGGUAAAAAUUGCAAGGAGAAACAGGCCUCACAUCUUAACUUCACACCGGUGUGAAGCGUUUGAGACCUCCUGCAUAUUGAUAUUGCUCCGGUGAGGAGAAUUCUUUCAGCGAUUUACACUCAAAAAAUUGAAUGAUGAUUUUUAUCAGUAUAAAGAAAUAUAUUUUAGUAAAAUCCAGCUGGUGGUCUGUUAUCAAUGUUGCGAUCUGAUUGGUUGAGCUACUAAUACGCAUGUUAUAGCCUACUAGUAGCGAAAAGCGCCGGCUUUGAAAACAAAAACAAUGGCAGCUGAAUCGCGUUUUGUUAGCUAAAGUUGUUUUCUCCCCAUGUGUUUGACCAACUAGCUGGAUUUUAUGCACCUAUCAAUGUCAAGCCGGCGGGGGGGAGGCAGGGAAUGGGGUGGGGAUUUGAUUGUCUUUGUUGGCCCUGGGGUAGGGCAUUUGACUGAUCUUGUUCUCCCAGGGGAGGGGAUAUUUGAAUCUUUCUUCGCCCGACGUCGAGGUAUUUGACUGCCGACUCGGACGAAAAAGACUGAGACCGAACAUAUGUUUCCCGCUUUCACGCUUCACGCAUGGGCCGUACGGUUUGAAAAGAUCAGGAAAUCAUGGAGGCCAAUGAGAACAAGCAAAGGCUGAGUGGAUUUCACUGUUUUGUCUUCAAAUUUCGUUUGUUUUAGCGUGUUUUUGAUCAAUUGAACCUCUUAAAAUACUGUGGUAUCAAAGUAAACUGAAGUAAAGAGAAACCAAGUCGAUUUUUGCAAGUACAGUUGAUUAGUGUAUGGCUUAUUCGCUACAUUCACUGUAAACUGAUAAAACUGACUAUCUUUGUACCCUUUAUUAAGAACCGUAUAUUUAAACUUACAAAAUGUGGACUUUCUUCCUAAAGGUUUAAGUAUUCUACGCAGUGUAACACGGAUUAUGGUUAAAACGUAUAAUUGCAGGAACAGGAACAUGUAUCUUUGGUGAUGCAGCAACGUCGCUCCUGGCAACGUUUAUAAAAGAUUGUAGAGUUUUAUUCAGAGAUAUUUUUAUUGUGCCUUUCUUAGGUUCUGCCUUUGGAUUGACAGCAAUGUGCAGCCCGGGGUGGGCAAAUUUGGUUGCAUUUGACUGGAAUGAUUUGCCCGUGGGCAGGGAAUUUGAUUGAAAAUUUUUGAAAAAAGUCAAAUCCCCACCCUAUGCCCUGCCUCCCCCCCCCCGCCGGCAUUACAUUGAUAGGUGCAUUACUAAAACAAUUAUUCCUCUCGCACUCAUGGCCCUCUGAGUCCAUAGCCCAUGAGGCCGAAAGUCUAUUCGGGCUCGAGGCGUAAUUAUUAACUAUACCUUCUAUGCAGCGGACAGGAUACGGCUCGGUACAGUUUUUAUUCAGCACAGGAAAAUUGUGCAAGUUUGGCAGAACCUUAUACAACAGACAGUUAAUUCAGUUCGCGCGUAUUCCUGUUGAAUUUGUUGUCCGUUUUAUAAGAUAUCAAAAUUGCGUGAAAGUAAGUACAUUUACCCUGGCUGCUUAGUAUCUGCUUUUAAUAUCUUCGUACAGUUAAUGUUUACGUGAUAUCAGAGUACAAUAUUUAGAGCUGUACUCAGCGUGGAUUUUAUCACAGUUUCAUUUUCCAGGAAAAUUUCACUUUCUCGUCAAGACAAUGACUGACUCAGUCAGACUCGGAGUAGUUUACUUAAAUUUAGUGUUCAUUACCGCGAGCGGGGUUAUGUUUUGUGAAAUGUAUCUACAGCUUUGUGGCCCACAUCACCACGAUCCACGAUUUAUUUAUAUAUUUCAUUUUCAAGUUUUUUUAACCUAUGACUAUCCUCGAUCCCCGAUCCUCGAUUCUCGAUCCUGAUUUUCCAGUAAACGUCGAAGUUUUGCUCAUUAAGAUUGUUCUUGUUUUCGACCACCGAAGUAAUCAAUUGUUCCAAAGUAAUCGACUCUUUCAAGCAAUAGAAUUCGUGGACCCACCCGUUCCGGAAAAGCUCGAUAUGGGAUUCCUAUUCUAUGGACAUGAAGUGCGUGAUAGUCAAGUACAUACGUAACGUCAGAUGCGUAGUUGAAGUUACUUCCAGUAGUACUCGAAGAUUAAAUCAAUGAUAUCUCAAGUAUUUAUAAAGUGCAACGCGACUUCACAUCUUAACAACUGCGAAAAUCUAUCAAUUAAAUAUUGUGACGAAAACCCGAAUAUUUUAACACAUUUCAUCCCCGCCUUCAAACUUCCAAAUUUUGAUGAGGUAAAAAUACUGAUGAUUCAGAUUAAUUUUUGAAAUUCCCUCAUGCCUCUUACCUUGUACGAGACGUUCGCAUAGCAGACAUUCGCACUCGCUUUGCUUGUUAAAUUGCCUUGUUUACGUUAGCACGUAUUGCGUGCCUAUUGCACUUUUGCGUCAAAACAAGCCGUGUCGAUUACUCUAUUUGAUCCACGCCCAAAUAAAAAGGGCAGUGACCGGUACCUGUGGUCCGGAGGAAAAACAUUCAUGCCUUGUGCCGCGAGGACAAUUACUUUCCAAAGGGAAAAUUUUAAAAAUUAUUUGGUAGUUUGUUUCACUCAGUGUACCUUGUUUGUGCAAUACGUUUGAUUUCUAUUGCCGACGCAUUAUUUGUGGGACCCAUGUAACGAGGAUGAAUGCUGUGCCCUCACACAUCGCGCGGCAGACAUUCCAGUCGCGUCGCUUGGCUUGUUUACGUUCGCACGUAUUGCGUGCCUAUUGCAACUUUGAAUCAAAGCAAGCAAUAUCGAUUACUCUAUUUGGGCGACGCCCAGAUAAUAACGGAGCAUGAUAUCCCAUUUAACCUUUUUAAAAAGCCCUAAGAACGAUCAGUAUCAAAUUCCUCCUUGUCAUAACAACGCUUUAUAGAACAGAGAAUGUGAGAUAGCAGGUAUCGAACCCAGUCCCUUCAACUCUUAGGCUACGCUUCACCGCACGUAGGAAAACAAUAGAAAUGACUUUACCAUAAUUCUUACGCCGUUGCCGGCAAAAAGCUUUCUGGCUAUAAGCCAGUAAGCUCAAAAUAUGUAUAAACAAGACGCUACGGGCCUAGCGUACACUUCGGCGUCGUGGUUGGGGAACUAAUUAAUUGUAAAUGCGGAGGAAUAGUAAGAAAUCAAAUAUGGUAAGAGUAAGGUGUGAAAUUAUGGGAUCUGUCAGGAUAUUCUGAAAACAUCCAAGAGGCCUACUUGCCAAAAACUAGCAUUUCAGGACAAACUGUCUCCGCGAUAUGGCCCAGGUAUGCUCUGAUGACUCCAUGCAAAUCCUUCUAAAAAAACAAUUCUCUAUUUUUCUUAGUCACAUCAGGCUUCAAAAACAGCAUAGCAGUCUCAUGUACUGAUUAAAGAUAUGUAAGGCAUGGGUAAGGAGUCAAUUACGUUGAGCAAGGAAUUGGCUAAAACUCAAAGUCACGAGUUCGAAUGUUUUGAGGAUAAUUAUUCACUGACUAUCAGCACGCAGGGAUGUCGCAGAUGUCGGAUUAACACAAGGAAGUUUAAAUAGCCUUUACAGAGCUUUAAACUAAACAGCCUCUACCAAUAAUAACAAACUCUCACUUGAACUUCACAUAUCUUACGGCUUCCGCGAACUUGUAAACACAGAACCUGAAAAUCGACCUUCGUCACACUUGACUAAACACAUCAGUCCAGCUCGUGGGGAAAAAACUUAGUUCGUCAAAAGAACUCGCUUGGAACUUGUAUACCGUUUGACAUAAGGUUCUAGAAAAUACUAAACAGGCGAAUAGUAGUAGCUUUUCGACAUAUUAUGAUUUCAGUAACUCAUGCAAAUCUGCUGACUCAUGCUGAAAUGUAAACACGCCCUAAUUAAUUAUUCAUGCAUAAUCCAAAAACGUAGAGAACGUUCGAGAAAGCACAGGCGGCCCAGACGUAGUAUGUGUCACUGAAUGAAUAUAUUAAUAUUCACAUGGACAAAUUAAUGCGAUGAGUCGUCGAAACUCCCAUGGACUAAAAUAGUCUAAACGUCAAAAUAUAACAAAACAAAGCUAAGAUACCUUCAACUGAACGUAUCCUUGUCUUUCCUGGCCGGUUUAAGUGGCAUUUUAUUGAGUUUUGCAAUUGUAGGUACUAUCCACUAAAGAAGAAUUAAAGGCUGGCUACAAAACAAACAGACCAUCUCCACGCGCCUUCACACGAAGCGCUAUAAAUUCGAGAAUAAUCGACGAAUCCGCUCCAAAUAACCAUCGGCUAAUCUGCAGGUAACGUGUGCUCCUGCUUCUGGCUCGCUUGCUCCACAAAACCCAUCGCAACUGCACAAUAAUUGCUCGCUCAUCAACAACCACUGUUGACCUUUACGCUUCGAUAUGACCGCAAACGACCAGGUAUAAUACGCGACGUGAAUAUUCAAGCUUAGCGACCGCGUCCGCUCGACAAUGCAACACUUGCAGUGGGAGGGAUGGUACAAUUGUUCUAGGUCAAUCAACACUGAGCGAGGGUCCGCUGCGUUAGUUUUGACCAGAAAACAAAAGGCGAUCGCGGGACCGUCCGUAAGUUUUCAACAGGGCAGCCCUGGUUUUCAACGUUCGCUGUCUCAGAUGCUGUCCCAUUGUUCGUCCAGCCGCUUGCAUAGGUUCUUGACUCUACCAGACUUAUUUGCUUAGAUUAACAACGUCUUACUCCAUGAUAUGUUGUCCAAACUGGUGAAGGAGGACGAGAAUUUUCCGCCCAGGAAAAAGGCAAAAUCUGGCCCCCGCUAUGCAGCUGAAUAGAAGAUACAGCUGAAGAUAUCGUAAAGUAUAAUUUAUGGGCGCGAUAUCUUUUAUUAUUAUUAUAAUUAUUAUUCUCAAAACUCAGGGGCACCCAACGAUUAUUUCCCCCUAAAUGCAUUGAAAACACAUUUACGGCUGUCCAGAGUACUUUUGAUCGAAAAAUGCAUUCUAAACAGCGCUUACAUAAAUUUAGUCAGGAGGGCUAAAAGCGAAGCUAAUGAUUUAUAGUUUGCUCAUACUAAAUAUAAAAUAUAUCGUGUAAUGCUAAGCGGAGAAGGCAACGAGACAGGGCCACCCAACGACUGUUUCCUCAAAUACUUUCAAUUGAAAACACUUUUGUAGCUAUUCCUAAAGUACUUUUAGCUCUAUAGAAAUGCAUUCUAAGUGGCGCUAUAAAACUUGCAUCUCAGUGUUCGGCCAUUCUAGAGGAACUUGAGUCUUUUCCAAAUUACGAGGAAUUCAGAAUUAUUUUCCCGAAAAUUUUAGAUGCAAUUUAACGUAUUACGAAGGAGAUAAUUUUUCAGAUACCUUCUUUCAUCACAUUUUUGAAUCCGAAAAUUUUAGGAUUCCAUUUUACUCUCUACGAAAAAUAGUCUAACCCGGUGAGUGAAAUGUGAAAAAUUAAAAGUUGGAUGCCCUUGACCAGAACUGUGAAAAACAACAAUAGGUCUAAUUGCAGCACACUUUCUUGUACAUUUCCUUGCCGUUGAUUUGCAUGACUGCAACGUGAAACGUCCAGAAAACGUCCUGGUUUUCACUUUUUAUGGAGAAAAUGUGGUACAUGUUCUUGUUCACUUUUUCCACUGCUGCUCAUUUUUUUUAGCUCCGCUAUAAGAUUCGUAUCUGUUCGGUGCUCCUAGGGCAAAUUGGAUCUUUUUAAAACUUAUAAGGGCUUCAAUAUUAUUUUCCCGAUUGAUUGACCUAGAAGCAAUAGUACCAUCCCUCCCAUAGCAAGUGCUGCAUUGUUGCGCGAACGCGGUCGCUAAGCUUGAAUAUUCACGUCGCGUAUUAUACCUGGUCGUUUGCGGUCAUAUCGAAGCGUAAAGGUCAACAGUGGUUGUUGAUGAGCGAGCAAUUAUUGUGCAGUUGCGAUGGGUUUUGUGGAGCAAGCGAGCCAGAGGCAGGAGCACACGUUACCUGCAGAUUAGCCGAUGGUUAUUUGGAGCGGAUUCGUCGAUUAUUCUCGAAUUUAUAGCGCUUCGUGUGAAGGCGCGUGGAGAUGGUCUGUUUGUUUUGUAGCCAGCCUUUAAUUCUUCUAUAGUGGAUAGUACCUACCAAUAACUUGACAGAAUAAGAUAUUUGAAAAAUGCAAACAUUGUUUUACCUACAAUUGCAAAACUCAACAAAAUGCCACUUAAACCGGCCAGGAAAGACAAGGAUACGUUCAGUUAAAGGUAUCUUAGCUUUAUUUUGUUAUAUUUUAAUUUUUGGACUAUUUUAGUUCAUUGGAGUUUCGACGACUCAUCGCAUUAAUUUCUCCAUGUGAAUAUUAAUAUAUUCAUUCAGUGACACAUACUACGUCUGGGCCGCCUGUGGAGAAAGUCACGCAACGCAUGAAAGCAAUUUUACUACGUAACACUCAACAAAGAUAAAAUGUCUUUGUGCAGCAUUUUGUAACUUUAAAUUCAUCAUAAAACAGUUCGAAAGGAGAGCUCACUCGUGAAAUGUUUUUCAACAUUCGAAGAGAAAUUUCGUGUCUCUGCGCGGCCACGUAAUAUCCUCUAUUUAUUCCUCGAGUAAUUAAAGACUAAACUCGAAGUGAUCUCAAGAUAUCACGAAGUAGUCCGAUCUCAUUUCGAGAAAUAGUUGAAACAAGCCGAAAAGUCACGAACUUGCACGCCCAAUCGUGUCCCGAAACUAGUGCAUCAUUUCAUAACUAUUUUUCACAUGCCAGACUACCUUGGGUCGCAGUAGCGCAAUCGGCUAAUCCCUCAACUUAGAGUCUCCUCUGAUCUGACGGGUCACACAGGUGAGUCGGUUCAAACCCCGGGAAGGCCAAAAUAGUAAUUCUUUCUUCCUUGAAAAAGUUAAAGAAUAAAUCAAAGAAAUCGAAGUGAUUUCGAGAUAUCUCGAACUAAUUCGGCUCUCACUCUCUGAAGUAGCCGAAUAGAGCCGAAAACCUACAAACUCUGCUUGCCCAAUCUUGUCAAAAAAUUGCAACUUUGAUACAUUCCUGAGCGUCGCGAAUCCUUUACUUCGCGCUCCGCCGAAGUAAUAAAGUUAAUAUUAUUUUAAGUAUUUAUUUGUAAUAUAAAUUUGCAAUAUAUCAAAGUCAAACUUCUUGGUUAAUUUAACUAUUUUUAAGAAAUGUACAACAACUUUAAGUUUAAAACAAGACAUGUUUCGAUCGUUCAACGAUCAUCUUCAGUUGUGAAUUCGUUUGCAAGUUCGGUUGAAUUAAUACAAGCAAUGAAGUACAAGUUAAAACGUGAUACAAUUCAAAAUUUCGAAAAAAUAGCGUACAAUUUUAAGAUGCGCGAGACAUGGAAUAACACUUGCGCGAGGACUACCCUUAAUACAAGGAAGAAAAUUGUAAAAAUUGAAAUAACUAUAAUGGUUAUAACACAAAAUGUUGUGAGAACAAAAAUAUAUAUAUACAUAUGUAUUAAAUAAACGUUAAGAAUAAUAUCAGAACGAGAGAGUUAAGUCAGCAUGUCAGCAUAAUUUAACUGUAUCCCUCAUGGGAUACAGGUUCUUGUAUUUUGGGUGUUAAAAUGGCAAAUUUCUGUCAGCAGGUUAUUAAAGCACUAGGUUCUUUCACGCGGGAUUUUACUCGUAACUCAAUGUAUGUCACAUGAUUUAUGUCGUUUUCAAAUCAAGUGAUCUGUAAAGUUGAGCUUGUCAAGGUUCCUACAGAAGUUUAAGAAAAAGAGGCCUACACUGUAAUUGGUAGUUAUUAAUGUAUUCAACUUAUUUACGUUUCUGAUUAACAAAUAUAUAUAUAUUUUUAGGCACAGCCUUCCUGAAAGACUUCAACGCGGAGAAGAGGUAAAACAUGUCAGUCUAAGGCUACAUUCAGAAAACUCCUUUGUUUAGAUGUUCCUUUAACACGAAACCACCUUAACCGUGGCUAGCUGUUCUUAAAAUUUAAACGCCAAAAUCGAGGCAAAAUUCUAAGCCGGUCGAACACCAUUACCGUCAACAAAAAAAAUGUAAAUUUUGAUACGGCAGAGGAGUGGUUGCAUGGAUACGUGGUAACUCAGCUGGGAGACGCCAUGUUUGAUUUGCUAAAGUAGCUCUCUGCGCAUGGGCAGAUCGUAAAACCUCUGAUAAAAGUGAAAAAUCCAACCAAGCUCGUCAAAUUUUUCAGCUGGUCGAACUGACAUUCAUGCCUAGCCUUCGAAUACAGCAUUCUCUCCUCACUCUAUAUGUUGUUUUUAUUUUUUAAUUUCAUUUUUUCUGGCUCUCGUGUUUUUAAUAUGAGUAUUACUUAAUUUUUUGAAAAUAAUUUAACCAUUACAAGUUUUCUUUCCUUUUUCAGGUUUUCUUUUUUUGUUUCAAUUUCCUGAAGAACAUUGCUUCAGAUGACUAUUCUGUAAAUACAUUAAGCCGGAGGUAUGUAGUAUGAUGUAUUUACACAGUAUGCUAUUAUUUUCCAGGUUUAGAUCUUCAGUUUCUUCACUAUCAUUACCUUUCUUCCUUUUCUUCUUCUGUGUUUUAGAGCCUCUGCCAAAAGAAGCGACUCAGUUGGCCAGUUAGAUGUUGGCGCAGUUCUGUUAGGUGGGUUGACCCGAUUGUGUUUUUGAAACAGGGCCUCAAAAAGUUGUUUUUUCUCUUUUUUAGACAUAGGUAAAUGGCUUUCUACAUAUUUUUACCUUGGAUCUUCUUUAUUGAAAUGUAACAAAUGACUUGGUAGGACUCAUUCUUCCUCAGUCGAAUGAAAACUUCCUUCCCUUGUCUGAUAGCUAAGUAUAUUUCAUCUGAAAAUGGUACGGCAGCAAAUCUACGUGGUUGAAAGUAAUUCGAUUGGUGUGAGCGGUACAAUGUGAUCUGGCAUCACCUCCAAAAGGAGUGGCAAGCUGGUUUAAGAGUAACGUUUUUUGAUAGCCUGCAAACGACUGGCGGGAUUUAUCGCGAGCUUAACUCCUCCAUUGCGUUUGUUGUUGAGGCAGUGAAGCUGCAAAGGAAUGGGGAUAAUUUUGUGUACAAGAGGCCAAUUUACAGUUAUGGAUGGAAGCGAGGCUGACGGUGACCUUGUUCUGAUACAAACCUUCGUGCUUUAUUAUGUAAAUCAAGUUAUUCUUAUGCUAACUGGUAUUUUUCAAGGACAAUUUCCAUAACAAAGCAAAGGAGGUUUGUAUCAAAACAAGGUCACCGUCUGCCUCACAUUCACUCGAAGGCUAGGGUACUAAGUCCACAACUGUAAAAUGGUCUGUUCAUCUUUGUGUCAAUAACACCCUGGUUUCGGCCUAAGCUUUAUUGUUUUUGUUUCGUUUCAUGUGCAAGUACUUGCUUGACGGCCCUUUCUGUUCUUUUAUCUUAAUAAUGUCUUUUUUGUUUCCUAAGAACUUUCAACCAACUUUCGUGACGUUUUCCUUGGGAAGACGACAGAUUUCGAUUAGCACUCCCCCGCAGUGUGAUCCCGCCAGCUACGCAGGCUAGUUUCCUGAUCUCUUUGUGUAUUUCAAACAGAUGAUCGUGUGUCACGUGGUAGUAACUCCAGCUUAAGCAGCUGUAGUAGUGUGUCAGAGCAAAGAGGUUUUUUCAUUGGUCAGGAAAUUACUGAAGAUGCUGAGAUGUCGUCCUCAUCGUUUACAUAGUAAGUGUGUGUUGGAUUACACAAGAAGCUAACUUUUAUUCCUCAACCAAGCAAUCAGGAAUUCGUUUCAUUGAAUUCGGAAUGCAAACUUUUUUUAAGUUUAGUCUAUACACCACAAACUGGAGAGAAUUUUGUAUUCUGAUCUGAGACUAAGUGUAUAGAUUACUGAAUGUCUCUUUCUCUCUCUGUUUUACUUCACUGAUUCUUACUGUAGUGGUGCACGAGCCGCAUAUCAUUCACCGCCUUAUUCUCAUUCUGCUGGGUAUGAAUACGAGUGUCGGCACCAGUCCACUAGUCCUCUUCCAGUACCCCGGCGAUCACGAAAGAACUCGAAUACGUAUGAUCAGGUACGUAGGAUUUUUUUUAACUUGACAGUCUGUCCCAAUUAUUCACCAAGUGCCGCUGAAUCUUAACAGUAACCUUGUCACUCCCAAGAGUGAAAAUUGUUGAAAUUCGAUGUUUUGAACUGUGCAAAGUAAGCAACGACAACGUCAGUAUCAUAGAAGCGUGCGCUCACUCGACUUAGAAUACCUCGUCGCCAAUUCUUGAUGUCUGCAAAAACCUUAUCCAGCAAAACCUUGAGCAUCAUCGAAGAGCCAGAGGUGGUCAGUUGGGCCAGGAAAUACGGCGGCGAAAGUUUUUCAAGAACGGGUGAGAGAGCCCCUGGGAUACUACUGUUCACGAACCAGUUCCACGACUCAUUCCAAUGCUUGUCUGUGAUUGGGCUCAAAAAAUGUUUUUCUGCCUCAAUCGGAGGCCAGUAUCUAUCGCGCUGCUUUCGUGGUCUUCUUAUACGAAAUUUCUUCAAUUGGUGCUCUUUUUUUUAUUUGUUUAGCUAACAUGCUAAAUUAUGGAAUUUCUUUGAUUUUGGGGGUCCGUUUUCACUGAAACUCUUCUCGAAGAACGCUCCCCUGCACGACCCAGACAGGUUCGGCUAACCGUCGAGUUUGCAGUUAAACCCCUUCAUACAAGAAGACCACGAAAGCAGCGCGAUAGAUGCUGGCCUCCGAUCGGGCACAAAAAAUAGACAAGCAUUCGGAUGAGUCGUGGAACUGGUCUGUUAAGAGUACCAUCCCAGGGACUUUCCUAGGGACUCUCUCGCCCGUCCUUGAAAAAACUUUCACCGCCCUCUUUGCCCGAGCCAACCUGACCGCCCCUGGGUUUCCGGGGAUGUCCCUUUCGUGGCGGUCAUUUGGGUUUUAAAAUUCAUCAUACCUUAAAUGUUUGGUGGACGUCUCACGAAUUUCGAAAGUGUUUUAGGGUAAGUCCCCUUGGAGAUAUUUAAAAUAUCUGUGUCUUUUACUGUGCGACCACUGUCACAUGCGCCUCUUAAACAAAACUAUCCAAUUUCAGAUUGCAGGAGGCAAACAGUGAAUUUUGAGCAAAACAGCAAACAUUUGGCUCUCUAGAUUGGACAUCUAUUACGUAUUUAACUUCAUUUAUUCAAUUUUCAACUUGUAGAUGACCUAUAAUCGUUGGUGCGAAAUAAUUCUAAAAGUGUUCUACGAUUAGUGGACAGAAGAUACAUGGUGCUCGUUUUAAUGAUAGAUUGGCCUCGGUGGGAAAGUCUUAAUUUAGUCUUAGUUUAGUUGGCUAAUAACCUUUGCUGGAAUUCGUGGCUAGACACGGUUAUCUGACUGGGCCAUUUUUGUUGGUGGCCUGGUUAACUGCAGUCGCAUUGUAAAUCAUCACUACAUCAACUGUAAAUACUGCUACUCAGACGCAGGUGUUUAAAUGGUCACACUUAAGCUCCUUGCGCUAUUUAUAACGUAUUUUAUCCUCUACCUUUCAGAAACCGUCUUCUUCAUCCGUGUGUGGAAGGUACCACUCCAUAUUGACCUUUAUUAUUCUGUUUUGUUAUGUGUGGAAGCCAGUGUUCAAAUGAUUAUUUUACCCAGUUUGUUUUUGGGUUUGAAAGCAAUUCAGUGAACUCAUCAUAGAUCCAUGUUUUCUGUUUUUGUUUUAGUUUUUGCUCAAUCUAUAAUAUAGUUAAUUAAAAUUGUGCCAAUGACAAUUGUCAUUAAAAGGAACAAAAAAGCGUAAGAAUGCCCACAUACUGGGAGCUGUAUGUCAGGUUUAGUUUACUCGUUCAUGAUUGUAUGUGGUAUUUUUGUAUUUUAGUUGGCAGUUAAUUUCCGGUACAGGGAGUCCAAAUGGUACCACAUCUAUGCGUGACUCACCGAUAUCAACACUUGAUCAUGGCAGUAGCACAACUAGUCUGUAAGUUUAUGCUUGUUCUUGUUCCAGAAUAAUGUCAGUCGAACGCCGCACCCUAAUCAUUGAUAUUUGUUUGAUCCUGACAGGGCAGAGAGUGUGGAUGAAUGUUCUGAUCGCCAGAAGCGCUUAGGAGAUAUACGCAGUUUGUUUCUUCAUGUUUUUUUCAAGGCUGUUGACUGCGGUAACAAAUUUGAAGGCGGGACGUCAUUUGCAAGUAUUUUUGACCAAGUCACUGAAAAAAUUCGAGAGGGCUGGGGGACCGUAGUCUAAGCUUAAAUUGUUCAUUUUAAUAUUUUGUACAGAAUCUCAGUAAAUCUGGUUCCGUAGAUUACAGUCCAUAUAAAAACGUUCACGCUGUUUUUGUCGGGGAACAAAUGUAACCCAGCCGUUCGCAAUACAGUCAAUUCUAAGAGUCCGUCUAAGAGUUUUGUCCAUCUUAUACUUAUGUGUCUGACUUGUGCAGGUGUCCGUUAAGCAACGUAGAGAUUGCAGUUACAAGAUGGCGUUGACAAAAAUUCAUUUCUUUUUUUGGAGAAUUCAAGCAAUUACUUCAGAAAUGAAGACAACAUUGUCUUCGCAUCGACAUUGCACAGGUUUUAGUUGGUGUUGAUCUUCAUAGCUGUCUCAUCGACUGUAGACACUCAAAACCGAGAAGAAUCAUUUAGUAAUUUGCCUUAGUGAUUUGCGUGAACUCUCUCUUACUAGGUUUAAAUUGAUUGCGGAAACAAUGAAGGAAUUUGUCUUGCCCUACUCUUGAACGUUCUUUCCACACCAAAAGAAAAGCCACUUUUCUACUGUUUCUUCUUUAUUAUUUUCGAUUAAAUUCGUCAGCCUUGGGAAAACUCUUAUCAAAUAGGAGCUAAGGUUUCGUGGAUAUCUGUACAAUGGACCUUUCCAAAAUCUACCAUAAUACUGAAUUUUUAAAGUACAGGGUUAGACUUAUCUAGGAGCAGUUAUUCCAAUAACAAUUGUUGGAAUGACAAGAUGGAAUUCAGGUUUAAUCAUUAAUCAUGGAACCUUCAGUCUUAGUUUCCCUGUUAGCAGAUCUCGCCAAUAAAAUUCGGAAAGUAGCCUCUGCUAGCAGGGAAAUCUUGAUUGCAGCUUGAAAUGAAGCUUGAAUGUACUAAUAGAGAACAGAAGUUGAAGCCUGCCCUUUGCAUUGGUAUUAUAAUAUUGCGCACCAUGCAAAUUUUUUAAGACUUGUUACCUACUACACGUGUAUAGAGGCUAAACCCAACACGUUAAAGAGUAUUGUGGUAUUUUCCUGAAAUGCCGAUAUAAUGCUUUUUGCUUGACGUGAAAUAGUCAAGCGAUAUGGUAUAGAUAGGUUAUCAUAUGCAGGGGCGUAGGCAGGAUUUUUCUAAGGGGGGUUCACAGAGGCUACUCACUAGAUCAGCGGGCUCAGUCGUAUUAUUGCGGCAUGAAGGCCCAUAUUAACUAAAAGCAAGAGCCGUUGACGAAAAUACAAAAAAAAACAAAAUUUAAAAAAGUGGGCUUUUCAACAAUGGCUUUUAAGGCCGAGAUAUUGUCAUGGCGUUUUCGCCACCUGAAUAUUGUAGGUUGUUUGCUCAAAAGAAGGCCUACCAAGGGGGGAUCACGGGCACCCCAGGACCCCCCUAGCUACGCCCCUGAUAUGGAGUAAAUUAAAGGAAUAUAAUGGUCAAUUUCAUGUAGUCACCUCUCUCCAAACGGACUACCCUGUAGAACAAGCAAAUAGCCGGAAGAAAGGGAUCACGAGCGUAUCCACCUUCCCCGCGCGGAUCAUUCGUACCGCGCUCCAUGUUACUCAUACACCUGGUACCCCUGGUGUUGUGGUUCUAACGAAGUCUGUCUUAAGAGAGGUGGCUGUAAAUCAAUUGCUCCACCCGCGCAUUUGAUUUCUUAUGUGUGACUGGAAUAUUGUGUGUUUUUGCUGACUCAAUCGUUGCCUGAUUUCGGCCCUGAAAGUGUGAAGCCUGAUUUUAACUUCAAACCCUUGGCACUUGCCGCAUGUGAUGUGUUUCUGUUUGAUAAGAAACGCAAUCGUUUCGUGUGAAUCAAAGUUUUGCCUGCGAUGAUGACUUCGAUUAACACAGUAAGCUGUAGUAGUCCUAACAAACAUUGAGACAUUCGCUUCUCUAGAAAAACCGGUGAAAUAUUUUUCGCGAUUCGUUUCCAUAAGAAACUUGGUGUUUAUUGAACACAUAAAUAUUGAUAAAAGUAUGUUUUGUUGUUCGCACAGAAGCAAAACAAAAAAAACCCUCUGAUUUCUUACAUGUUAUUAUCAAUGAUCGUUCAAAAAAAUCUAUAUUUAGCACCUCAACCAAGAUUAUGAGAAGCGUUAUUUUUGAACACACUAUUCGUAAGAAAAGCUGCGCUGAAAAAUGUGGAAAAAUCGUUAUAAAAAAUAGUUUUUCUGAUCAAAAGUUUUGAUUUUUAUAACUUUUUCACAAUAAUUACAAAACGAUUGCUCUCUUACAGAACCUACUAUUCUACAAACAUGUAGCAGCCCUCUUUACUGUUCAACCAAUCACGAUGGCGUACUUGCCUUCUCUGUGUAGCUCCAGCAGCGUUUUUCAUCCUUCUGUCAACAGAUUUCACCACUAGGUGCACUAGAUGUUGUUCACUACAAUCGGCGACAAAAUUAUCGAUACAGUUUGGCUUGUCUUCUUCAUAAAGGAAAAAUAAACCUUUUCUAUCACACCCAUCGUAAACAAAGUUGUGCCGCUGCUUGAGCUACCUGUAGGAAACUAAAUGAGCUUUGGUUUGGGACUCAGUUGAGGGAGGAGGUAUCCACGGUGUUUUUCUCCCUGACAUGUUCCCCGUUUGACGACAGUAUCUCGACAAUUCAGUUUCACCAAUCAGAUCGUCAUUUCACCGGAUGUCUCUCACGUUACCUUUUGACCCUAACAAGACAUGGUGGGUUCUGUUGGAGUACAUUUGUUUGAGCCAUUACCUUGCUUAAUGUGUUUUGUGAUCUCAGUUCACUAGCAUCACGUCACAGAAAGAGAUUCAGUUCGUUUUAUUCGUAUUUCGUAGAAUUAGUCGUAUUAAAUUAUGAAAUAAGAUUUAAGAAUUAAUGAAAUUGAAUUCCUUUGUGCCGUUUCAACCGUUUGUCGUUCAUAAUUUAGAUCGAUGCUUGGUAUGAUAUGUUUUGUUUGAAUACACUUGCUGUCCAGGUCAUGAUAAGAAAUAACUCGUGACAGGUUGUUAAAAAACAGACUUCCCGAUUUUCUACUUCUGUUUAUUUUACAUCACCAAUUUAUCAUAGAUAUAUAUAUAUAUCAACGUUUCGUUUCUCUUUCAGAGAUGUUCAUAAAAAUAUUGUUUAUUGGAAUUUAGAAAUAUAUCUACUCUCUAACCAGUUUUUAUAUCACGGUACCCAGACACUUAAUUUAUUUCAACAAAUGAAUAAACGUUUAAACAAGCAAUUACCGUUUAGUUCUUUCAAUAAUUCUUUCUCAUUUUCACGCUUUGUCAAGUUUCACUCAAAAGUUGUCAUAAUUAUGUCUUACCAAGAACUGAAGAAGCCAAAAAGUUGCUGGUUUAUCGCUUAUCGAAUGUCCCAUAACUGCUAGCAUUAUUGGAUACCCCUGGUUAUCCUCUCUUGUAAAAGUGUAUGCUGUAUUUCACUGCUUGGAUUGCAUGUGUGCACUACUAUUGUUUGAGAUCCCGGUUUCAACAGCAGUUAAGAGCCAAUGUCUAAUUUUCGAGAAUCGGUUGACAGUCGUGAAUUUUUGAAUUUCUUCAUAUUUUGCCCACAUAAUCUUUAUAGUACACUUAUUUCAAAAAUCACAUUAAAACUUGUAACGGCUUUUUAUUUUUUCCUGAAUCGGGCAAAGUUUGAAAAACGCCAAAUCGGCGCUCUUUCGAGUAUGAAAUUAGCGAAAAUUAACCAUUUUCUUCGCGCUCGUACAUAAAAACGGGAUGAUAUCUCUAAAUGAAAUCAAGUCACAAGAAAAACACAGACUUGUACUUUAUAAUUCUGCAAUUAUCUUUAGACAAGCUGUUUAAAUGUGACUGUGUUGGCCCCAAGAAGAAACACGAUUUCGGCUCUUUUCAAAUAUGGCAAAUUUGACCUAACUUUACCAUCGAAAAAAACAACUGAUACAUGGAAUUUCAACAUGAAACAAACACUAUUUUAAAGCAUAUCCUUUGCCGUUUCUUGAGUUAAAAAAUUUUUGGCGGCAUUACAAAAGUGCGUCGCUGAGACACCGAAACGUGCAGCGUAGUUUCGCACGUUGGAACGCUGAAAACAAGCUAGCCGCGAGUGUAGGCACACAAAAGUAUUUGCUAAUUUAGCUUGUUUUACAAGGGGCACAUUACGAGAAGCUCUAAAAAUGUUUUGAAAAACGAUUUUCAAUUUGAUAGUCAUAAAAAAGAACUAAGUAGAUUAACACUGCAUUUGAUUGCACGCAAGUAGCUGAAAAAGACAACGCUGUUAAGUUCUCAUGGACUGUAAAUAUUGACCUCGAGUUUCUGCACCUAAAAUAAAGCCGCUAGAAACGGCGUGCUAGCUCUAAAUGGCAUUCGACAUCUCUAAGAAUUACUUACCACAGUCGUUUCAACCGCAAGUGGCCGCAGUUUGCUGAAAUCUUCCCUCGUUUAGCCUCGGACUAAACGCUGUCAUGCGUGAUGAAAGCCCGUGUGUAAUUUGAGUCUGGUCACGCAACUGUACAAACAAGGAUAAAUCAUCGCACGAGUGUACAAUUAACACUGUUUUUUUUUAGUUUUAUAUUUUAUAUUCCCAAAACAUGUCGAACUAAACUUGAUGUUAGGAUGUCACCAGCCGAAACUCAAAUAGAGAAAGAAAACAAAUAGAGUAAGCCGAGUCUGCAAAACUUUUCACACUAGUUUUCUUUUAUUUGCACUAAGCCUUCCGUGCCUUUGCUUGUAAUAAACUAAUCUUUACCCCGCUUAGCGUAUAGACUUCUUUAAUGAAUUGAGGGAUUUAGGUACACACGUAUGCCAUAUGCAACAUGACGGUAGAGCAGGGAAAUGGAAACGAGUAAAACUGUUUAAAGAAAAUUGGCCAAUGCUCCGCAAAAGAACAUUCCUGAAAAACCACAAAUCGAAAAUGGACAAUGGACACAUUUGAUGAGCGAAAUACAAGUAUUUAACAUGUUUAAAUUACUGAAAGUAGUAUUGCUUUGCUCCUCUUCAGCAAGGGCAACUUCUGGCGAGACCUCAAUCUGCUGUUGACGAAUUGUACUGAUCCCUCGCCCCCCGAAGAGAGGCCCUUAAAGGCCGGUCUACACAGUAUGGGGUAGACCAGAAUGCACGUACUGUUAGCUCCGCCUGAAAAAAAAAGUAGUCACCUGGCUCUAUCCGCCACCAUCCCCCCGGCACUUGUUCGCAGGUUAGAAAAUAAACCAAUUCACUGACAAGUUCUUUUUCAUAACGUCAAAGUCCGUCGCGUAAAUGAAAAAUGCUUUAACAUUUUACUUACUAUCUUUCAACCAAAUACGUUGCGGAGAAAAGAGAUAAAAGGCUGAAAACAGCCUUUCAUUUCGAUUUAAAAUUUCAGAUGGAGAAUGCCCUUUUCCUAGGUCUGCACCUGCAGUGACUUGUGUGCUAAAACUACUUCGUGGUGGGCAAAAACAACCGCAAAGGCAAAAACAACCGCCUAGCGGCGAGGAGCGAGGCGAGAAGUCCGUGGCCAUUUUCGAAAAGAAAAAGAAGUGUAAAGGCAGCACCUUCGUCGCUCAGAAAACGUCUGCGUAUAUAAUUUUCUUCAGGCCGCACAGAGUUAUCAAUUAAUGUGCCUUUACAGAACCCUUUUUAAAUGAGCAGCCAGCAUGGCCAGUAGGCUGUUCUGAAACGGUACAACGUGAUUUGUUCUCCGCCACCCGGAACCAAACAUUUAGCGGUGGUGAGGAAAAACUUUUAUUUUUUAUGCGCCAAUUUUGUGGAUCAAACAAAGUCUGCUAGCUCUAAAUGUAGUGAUAAAUACAUGAAUUGUUGUAUGUGUAGGGUUGAUCCUAAUGGAGAACCCAAUGCCAACCAACCCACCCAUCUCCUCCUCCUUCCCUAAAGUAGACUUUUCAUGACGUUAUCAUAAUCACCUGAGACCUCUUGUAAAGUUCACUAAAAUAAUAGCAAGCACCUUCGUAGCCUGUUCACAGACCCUCUACUUUUUCAUUAGAGAUCGUCGAUCUAUUUUCUCUUUGGAGAUCGUCGACUUUGCGUAUGAAAAUAAAAGCCGCGGGGGAUUUAUUGACCAGUAGAGCAAGGGGCUCUCUCUCGCGCGCUCGCUUCGCUCGCGUGCUCGUCUAUUUUCCAAACGAAAGAGGAGUGUAAAAGCUGCACAUUCGUCGCUCAGAAAAAGUCUGCGUAUAUCAUUUUCAGUUCAGGCUAUACAGAGUCAUCAAUCAAUGUGCCUUUAUGGACCCCUCUAUGAGCAGCCAGUAGGUUGAUCUAGAACGGUACCACGUGAUUUGUUGCACCGCUACCCGGAACCAAACAUUUAGAGGUGGUGAGGAAAAACUCAUAUUUUCAUGCGCCAAUUUUGUGGAUCGAACAAAGAUCACCUAACGUAAAUGCAGAAAACCUUACUUUUAUCAUUAGCAUGGUCGGGUCGAUGUUUGGUUAUUGCCCUACAUACUCACGUGACUAACAAGUCAGGAGUAUACCAAGUGACUCACGACAUCUUUUCUAUGAUCGCAAUACAUUCAGCAUUACUGGGGCCACAGGCGCCACAAACCAAGUUUGAAUAUGCGCGCGAUUCUAUACGAACAUACAACAAAGACUUGCACCGUAAAACACUUAUACCAGGAAUUUCUUUUCCGGCGCGUUACGCGUCACGCACUUCCGGAAUGUCAUCUUCCCUCGUGUUGACAGAUUGAAAACAUAUACAAACUUAACUUCGAUUCUGCCGAGAUGCAGAAUUUAGUUAGCGGUACUGUGACCCCGUCUAGCAUUGAAAUUCAGGUGAGUAAAUAACGUUUCUGAUAUUAAGGUUUCAAUACGAUUAAAACUAUAGCAAGCGAGUAUUUCGACAAUAUUCCCUUCUACUAACUGUGAUUUGAACUGCGUAUUGUCUCUUCAUUAUGGUUUAUCGCAAAAAUCAGUUGAAAGGAAUCAUGUUAAGCCGAACAGAAACGCCGAAAUAUAAUCUGAAACCGUUACAACUCUGACUAGGAUUUAAAUGUCGAAGUAACUUAGGUUUGCGAAGGAUUAAUAUUCCAAGCGUUGAAACUUGCUUGUUGCACGCGCCUUCCUGGUGUCAAAAUACCCUUCAGUUUUUGGUCUCUCGACGGUGCGCAUUUGGAAUGCCGCCAGAAACAUUUCAACACAAACAACAGCAAAGGAUAUGCUUCAAUACAGUUCUUGUUUCAUAUUGAAAUUCCGUGUACCAACUGUGUUUUUACGAUGGUGAAGUUAGGUCAAGUUUGCCAUUUUUUAAAAGUGCUGAAACCGUGUUUCUUCUUUGGGCCGGUACAGUCACAUUUAAACGGUUUAUUUAAAGUUAACUGCUGAAUUAUAAAGUAAAAAUAUGUGUAUGUUUUGUGACUUGAUUUCAUCUAGAGAUAUUACUCCGUUUUUAUGUACGAGCGCGAAGAAAAUGCUCCAUUUUCGCUAAUUUCAUACUCGAAAGAGCGCCGAUUUAGAGUUUUUCAAACUUUGCCUGAUUCCUGAAAAAACAAAAAGCUGAUACAAGUUUUAACGUGAUUUUUGAAAUUAGUGUACUAUAGAGAUUAUUUGAGCAAAAUAUGAAGAAAUUCAAAAAUUCACGACUGUCAACCGAUUCUCGAAAAUUACAGACAUUGGCUCUUAAAUACCAUCAAACCUUUGUUCGCGGGUUGACUUCUGGAUAUUGGCCCUGGUUACAUGCUUACCUCAAUCGAUGUUAUGUUCCUUUCUUGGCAACACGCCCUUUCCUCGGCAAAUACAAGAC